AUGGCUCAAAUACGACUGUGGGUCCCCGUGCUGGUAUUUCUGCUGCAUUUGACCUUUGAAAUGCCGAUACCACUCACAGUGACCAGACAACUGCUGCAAUCGUGGGGGGCCCACCACACACAUAAUAAGUGGAUUCAGGUUGCUGAGAUGGUUGCGUUCUCUGCAAAUCAGACCAAUUGUGCCGUCUGCACUCUGGCCCCUGUAGAUGCUCUGGGAGGAAUGUCACUACUCCCUGUGCCUUGGAAUGAAUCCUUGGUUACGACUCCACUUGUUGUCUUCCAGCCUCUGGGCAACCAUUCUUCUUUAUGGAAUCAUUCCGUCCCUUUCCAGGUUCACAGGAUCACUGGCUGCCUUUGUGUCAACAAAUCAAAUGACGCCAGUGACGCUCAGACCUAUGUGGGCACUUCCCACUGCGAUCGUACCUUCCCAGCCCCAACUAACAUGCCUGAGUCCGAGACAGGAACUUUUUCUGGUUCCAAAUUGACUGCAUGCCUGGCCCGCUUGCUGACAGGCACCAUAUCUGCCCAUGGUCAGGACGUUUACUGGGUGUGUGGCAGGAAGGCCUAUCAUGCCCUCCCAAGAGGAUGGUAUGGGGUCUGUUUUCCAGCCUACUUAAUACCCCCCAUGUGGAUUCCUGACCAGAUACCCUCUGCACCCCCUAGAAGGAGGCGUUCGGCUGACCUGGCAACACUUGCAGGUGGCAGCUCACAGAAUUGGGGCAAAAAUCAGUGGCCUCCGGAAAGGAUCCUGGCCCAUUAUGCUCCAGCCUCCUGGAAUCGGGGAGAGAAAAUCUCUGGGGCAAGGGGGCCGAUCUAUAACUUGAACCGCAUAAUCAGACUCCAGGCGGUGGUAGAGAUUGUUGCUAACACGACAGCCACGGCCCUUAGGCUAAUUGCCACGCAAUUGGAUGAGACACGCAAUGCGUUUCUCUCAGUCCAAUUAGCGUUGGACUUUCUCCUGGCGCAACAUGGCGGUUUUUGUGCAGCGUUAAAUCUCACGGGUGGGGCCUGUUGCUUUAACAUCUCUGAUCAUGGUGAGGCCAUUCGCAAUUUGGCAGCAGGACUUGAAACAGUGGCCCAUAUUCCUACCCAAAACUGGGAGGGAUGGGACAUGUCAUGGCUUGACUGGUUGCCAAACCUAGGAUGGGUAAAAGGCCUGUUUUUGCUGCUGCUUGGCCCACUUUUCAGUUUGCUAAUUUUUUGCUUUUCUGUACCUUGCUUGCUGCAAUGCUUGCAUACAAUGACACGCAAUAUGAUUUCUCGCGUGCUUCGCCCCCAGAUUAUAGCUCUGACCCGAGAAUACCAGCCUGUGCCUUCCUGGGACGAGCCUUUUUAAGAAAAAGGCUGUCCAAAUUUGAGAGGUAUGGAACGAAGGGGUACAGUUAGGGUUACCCCAGAAAGCCCUAAAAACUGUUUGUGAAUCCCCCCCCCCCAGCCAGGCCUCGGAGUACGCAUUUUAAAAACUGCAUUUUCCUCUAAGACAAAAAGCAUGAGCUAAGCUGUCCUCUCUGUAACAAAAACGCUGUAGCAAACCUACAGCUGAGAACAGUGAAGCUUUUCGCUUCCCAGAUCCAAGAUAACCUUGUCCUGGUACAUUGACUUGCAACAUACUUCCGGGAGCAGAGCCAGAGAACGAAAAGCAACAUUUCUAUGUAAGAAUCUGUGAAGGGGGAGAGGAAAAAAAGGGGUUUGAAAAAAGGAUAAAAGCUGCUUGUAAAAUGUUUUCGGCGCAGCCUGUCUUUUGUGAACUGAAUCACACAGGUGCCUCUGCCCCCCCCCAUGGCAGAAUAAAACGCUCUUUCUCUGGAUUAACCCCUUGGUGUCGUUUGGCUCCUUUUGUCUCUGCUCGGGUGCAACAAUUAUUCCUACCCAUGGAUUAAAAAGGCUACAGUCACCCCCCACCAAAGCAGGCUCAAAGCUUCUCAAAGCUUUUCAAAAUCAUUUUCUCAGCAGCUAAGCAUCAGAAACAUUCCGCUCUGCUGUAACAAAGGUAGAGAACAGUCCAUUGUUUCUCAGGCCUUUCUCAUGUCUUCUGGCCUUGCUAAAGAACCACAUUGCAACUUGCUUUCUGUCCGGGAACCAUGCCAAAGCCCAAGAAUGAAACAACUGGAACACACUGAAACCCCCUCACCCCCUUUCCUGCCAAGAGUCCACAAUAGUUCCAAGACAGCUUUCUGUACAUGCUCAGGGGAACACAUCAUGGGGCAGGACUCCUGAGGGAGGAGAAAGGAGGAGGGAACUGGAAAGGGGUAUAUAUGUUUGUGCACAUGAUUGUGAACUCGUGCAUGCUUUUUGUGAACUAUCACACUUGCUCCUUCUACCAGUUCAUGGAUGGUAGAAAUAAAAGCCUUUUCUCCGAAACUAUUCCUUGAGUGUCUGUUGACUCCCAUUUUCCCUUUCCCGGGCGCAAUAUUUUUCCCACCUGAGGGCAAAGCCUCAUAAGGCUACACUUUCUGUUGGGGAUAAUUCACACUGAAAUUCCCAGGUGUCAAAAAAGGUUAUUUAUAUAUGCCACCACCGCGGCCCAUGUUUUUUUAGGCCCAAAAUGGAAAACGAGUGAGGUCCCAACCAAAGAAGAAUAGCAACUUAAGUUGACAGAAUAUGCACAGCUUGCAGACUUAACAUAUAGAAUAAGAGAACAAGGAAAAUAUAUGUUUUGAGAAGACAGGAUAAUGUUUGUUGAAUAUAUGGGAAAUAAUUGUGUACAGUUGAAAACGCUGGCAGCAUUAAGAUAUAUUCAACAGUGUAAAUAAGUUUUGAUGGAUUUAAUAAUGGAAUACUGAUUGGUAUAGUUUUUGUAAAAUAUGAAAGAAUUUAUGAUAUGCAAAAGGAACCUUGGAAAGAAAAGAAGGGAAGUCACUGAUAUUUUAAGGAUGUAAAAUGAGUAUUUUAAAUUGUAAAAUAGAAAAUUUAAUAAAAAUUAUAUAAAAACAGAAAAGGGUGAAUCCUUGGCAUGGAUUGUGCCCCCUUUCCCCUCCCUUUUAGAGCAUCACCCAGAAGGGCAGACUUUGACUCCAACCACAAACUGCCCCUACGAAACCAAGUGCGAAAGGCGCAUUGUAGCAUUUGCAAAAUAUUUUCCCACCCCCCAAUCCCCCACCCUCCAUUUCCUCCUGCAGGAGGGAUCCCCACCUCUGCUUAAUUCCACCAGAAGAGAGGGUGUUUUCACUACCUUGACUUCUGCUGGGCAGUUUUCUCAGCCUGGAGAAAGUUGCUGUUUCCCUCUGCAAAUUCUGGCAGCCUCUGGCUUUCUUCAUUCCUCUGAGAGGUCUGAAUAUGACGCAGGUUUUGAGUGCACAUUAAUAGCCGAAUGUUGGACAUAUGGAAAGCGAAAGUGUUUUCUUCUCAGUUGAUUCAUCCAGUUGCACAUCCAUAAAAGGAGAACACAAUAGCAUCAAAAGAGUCCAGCUGAUGGGUCAGGCAAAAGGGGUCUAUCAUUGUCCAGCAGCCUGAUGGCUCUGCAAACCAGAUGCCAUGACAGGAAACUCACAAGCAAGACGUAAGCUCAGUGGCUUUCCCCACACUUGGGGUAUUCAGAGGCAUAGGAGGCAGCCUUAUACAGAGUCAGACCAUGUGCCAUAGACUCAUUACUGCCCUUGAUCGGGACACUAGACCAGUGGAGGCAGCCUGGAAUAGCAUUAGCCUUUUUUGCUGCUGCAUCACACUGUGGGCCCAUGUGAAGCUUGCGGUCUGCUGAGGAAGGAACUGAUUGACAGUCUCAACAGAAGAAAGCCAGUUGCUACCGGGAUGCCAUUCCCUUCCAGAUGCCAGAGCACAGCUGGAAUACUGUGUCCAGUCCUGGGCGCCAUAGUUUAAGAAGGAUGUUGACAAGCUGGAAGGUGUGCAGAGGAGGGCGACCAAGGUGAUCAAGAGUGUGGAGACCAAGCCUUGGGAGGAACAGUUGAUGAGGUUGGGGAUGUUUAGCCCGGAAAAGAGGAGAUAUGAGAGCCAUCUUCAAAUAUCUCGUCCCAUGGAAGUUCCCAUGGAAGAGGGAGAAAGCUUGUUUCCUCCUGCUCUGGAGGGGAGGACUCAAACCAAUGCCUUCAAGUUAUGAGAAAGGAGAUUCUGACUAAACAUCAGAAAAACUUUCUGUCAGUAAGAGCAGUUCAGCAGUUGAACAGUCUCCCUUGCGAGGUGGUGGACUCUCCUUCCUUGGAGAUUUUAAAGCAGAGGUUGGGUGUCCAUCUGUCAGUGAUUCCUUAGCUAUGAUUCCUGAAUUUCAGGGGGUUGGACUAGAAGACCCCUGGGGGUCCCUUCCAAGUCUACCAUUCUAGGAUUCUGUGUGUACUGUAAAAAGGAGGCAGAUGAACUCCCGUAUCACCCAUAAGACUGUGCAAUAGAGCUGAUUCCCAGGCUGCAGAUCGCAAAGAACAAGCUAUCUGCACUCUGGGAAUGUGGGCUGGUUGCUCCAUGGGAAGUCCUAGACAAAAAUCUUAAGAAGGGCUCAUCCACCCUUCCACUGCUUAUGGGGACACCCAUGCCGUUUGUAAAGAAAACAAACACAGAGGAGUUGAGAUCUUGCACUGACUUGAAAAACCUCAACCGGGUCCUGCUGCCCAACUGCUACCUGCUGUCAGUAAACUGGAGAAGCUUCUCCCCCACCUUUUUCUGGGCGUUUGUGCUGGUUGUGCAGACUCAAUUUCGCCACUGAAUGUGUCCUGGAAAAGGAUCUGUGGCCAACCCCACCUGCACGCCAGAUAGCCUUCUUCAUGUGCCUCCUCCACAAAAGGGUGGCAGCAUGAGGACAGGGCCUAUUCUGCAGUGGCUCCCCAUUGGGGAAUGCUCUCCCCAAGGAGGCUCGCCUGGCACCUUCAUUAUGCAUCUUUAGUGCCAGGCGAAAACGUUCCUCUCCAACAAGGCCUUUGGCAGAUUGACAUCCAAAGCUCUUUUAUAUGUGUUGUGCCAGGGGGAUUAUUGGUUUUUGUUCCUAUAUUUAUUACGUAUUUCAUCAUCAUCAACAUCAUCAUCAUCAAUGCCACCCUGAUGAAUAUACCUGUAUGCCAGAUACAUUUACAAAUACACACUUGUUGCCUUCACAGCGCAUAUGUUUCACUCUAGUUCUAUUCAUGUGAAAUAAUGUUUGUGCACAGCGAGAGUUAGCCACAAUCGAAGGCAGCGAUGCUUAUCCCCUCCCCUGCUCGGUUGGCGAACCUAUUUGGGCUCGUCCGUGAAAACUGAUGGAUCCUGAUAGAUUCCGACAAGCCUUGCGGGACCCUGCUCCUCCUGGCGACUCAUUAGAUGACCUUGUUGAGGACUGGAAUAACCGGCUCUUGGCAGCCAUUGAUGAGAUCGCGCCUAAGCGUCCUCUGCGACCCCGUCGAAACCGGGCCCCUUGGUUUACUGAGGAGCUCCGGAAAAUGAAGUGGGAUCUCAGACGGCUAGAGCGAGUAUGGCGACGGACUUGUGACGGAGCCUCAAGAACAUCUUAUAGGACGCUUAUGAAAGCCUAUGAGAUGGCUAUGAAAGCUGCUAAGAAAUCUUACUUUGCAGCUUCCAUUGCAUCCGCUAGCUCUCGCCCGGCACAACUUUUAGAAUAAUUAGAUCAAUAACGUCCUUAGGAGGACAACCAAAUUUAAGCACAAAUUCGACCCACAGCUGUGAGGCAUUCGCGAGCUUUUUUGCGGAGAAAGUCCUGUUGCUCCGCCGUGACCUCCCUGCCAAUUCAGAUACAGUGACUGAACUGGAGGCCCCUCGACUGACUUCAGGUCCAGUGUUGGACCAUUUCGAUCGAAUACUCCCUGCUGAUGUGGAUAGAUUCCUCCAAGUUAGUAGGCCCACCACCUGCCUCCUUGAUCCGUGCCCGUCUUGGCUGAUUAGGGAGUGUCCAGAUGUUGCGCGGACCCCCCUGGUUGAAAUUAUCAAUUUGUCCCUUGACACGGGGACAUUCCCAGGGGACUGAAGGAAGCAGUGGUAUGUCCACUCUUAAAGAAAACUUCAUUAGAUCCCUUAGACCUAUCCAAUUACCGCCCAGUUUCAAAUCUUCCAUAUCUGGGUAAGGUAAUUGAGAGAGCGGUUGCUGAACAGCUUGGUAGGUUUCUGGAGGAAACAUCGGCUUUAGAUCCAUUUCAGUCCGGUUUCCGUCCUGGACCGAGACGGCUCUGGUUGCCCUAACAGAUGAUCUCCGUAGACAGCUGGAUCGAGGCGGGUCAGGACUGGUGAUCCUUUUAGAUUUGUCAGCAGCCUUUGACAUGGUCGAUCAUGAUCUUCUGGACCACAGCCUCGCAGACGUGGGGAUACAAGGCAUAGCCCGUAACUGGCUGUGCUCUUUUAUCUCUGGUCGGGGACAGAGGGUGGCACUAGGGAGGGAAAUGUCGUCGCGCCACUCCUUGGUGUGUGGAGUGCCGCAGGCGCAAUUCUCUCCCCGAUGCUUUUAACAUCUUUAUGCGCCCCUUUGCCCAGAUUAUCCGGAGCUUUGGGCUGGGCUGUCACCAAUAUGCUGAUGACACUCAGCUCUAUCUGUUGAUGGAUGGCCACACCGACUCGGCCCCGAACACACUGACCAGAUGCUUGGAAGCUGUGGCUGGAUGGUUUCGUGGGAGCCGAUUGAAACUAAAUCCUUCGAAGACAGAGGUCCUAUGGCUGGGUCGGGAUGGCAUGGGGAUGAGGGACCAACUCUCUUCUCUUGCAGGGGCCCAAUUAGUGCCAUUGCCUUCCGUUAAGAGUUUGGGUGUAAUCCUUGACGCCUCCCUUUCCAUGGAGGCGCAAGUUACAGCAACAGCCAAGGCGACAUUUUUCCACCUUCGCCGCAUCAAGCAGUUGGUCCCUUACCUUUCCCGCCCGACCUGGCCACAGUGAUCCAUGCGACGGUCAUCUCCAGGCUUGACUACUGUAAUUCGCUCUACGCGGGGCUGCCCUUGAAGCUGUCCCAGAAACUCCAGCGGGUGCAGAAUGCUGCAGCGAGGCUCCUCACGGGGUCUCUGCCAUGGGAGCAUAUUCACCCAGUGCUUUUCAAGCUGCACUGGCUCCCGGCGGAGUACAGGAUCAGAUUUAAGGUGCUGCUUUUGACCUUUAAAGCCCUUCAUGGCCUAGGACCCUCGUACCUACGGGACCGCGUCUCCUGGUAUGCCCCACGGAGAGCCUCAAGGUCCAUAAAUAGCAACACCCCAGAGGUCCUGGGCCCUAAGGAAGUCAGAUUAGCCUCAACCAGACCAGGGCCUUUUCAGCACUGGCUCCGGCCUGGUGGAACGCUCUGCCUCAUGAGACCAGGGCCCUGCAGGAUCUGAUUUCUUUCCGCAGGACCUGUAAGACAGAGUUGUUCCGCCUGGCCUUUGGCUUGGAGCCAAUUUGAUUCCCUCCCUCUCUUUCUUUUUUCUUUUCCUUCUCCUUCUGCGAUGAGGCUACAUUUUAAUAUUUUAAUGUUUCAAUAGUUUAAUGUUGUAUUUUUUAAUUUUGUUUAAGUUGUAAUCAUUUAACUUGUUUUUAUUAUUGCUUGUAAGCCGCUCUGAGCCCGGCCUUGGCUGGGGAGGGCGGGGUAUAAAUAAUAAUAAUAAUAAUAAUAAUAAUAAUAAUAAUAAUAAUAAUAAUUAUGAACUCCAGUUGCUGGAAACUACAGAAGGGGAAAGUUGUUCUUGAACUUGGGAGCAUCUGGCUGGCCACUGUGAAAACAGGAGACUGGACUGGAGAGCUCUGUUGGUUAGAGCGUGGUGCUGAUAAUGCCAAGGUUGCAGGUUCAAUCCCGUGUGGGACAGCUGCAUUGUGGGGGUUGGACUGGAUGAUCCUGGGGUCCCUACCAACUCUUCAGUUCUAUGAGUCUGUGAUUCGAUGGGCGGCUGGCCAGAUCCAGAAGGGCUCUUCAUAUUGUAGCAGGAACCCCCCACCCCAAUCAUUCAGUUUGUACAAACUUCACACACUCACACUCACACACUACAUAUGCCACACUUCUGUUAUAAAUUCAUUCCAAAAUCAACCAUACAUCGGAUUUGCACUGUUCCAUUUUUAUUUUACUCCAUAUGACAAGGACUAUCAAAGGGGGGUGGCUUGGUUCUGGUCAGCCAUAAUCCCUUCACCAUCCCAGCACAUCCACAGGAGCCCUGCCCAGUUGCUAUGCCAACCCUGAUGGUCCUAGACAGAAGACCAUCAAGAUCACAAAGAACUUGCAUAUGGGAGUGGAUUCAGCAGGGACUGAAACAAAGGACAAUGAUCAGAUCUUCCCUCUGGGGGCAGGAAACUGCCAACUCCCCUUUGUCUCCUGGAAGUGACUCAUGGGCAGGGGGAAAGGAGGAACCAGCCAGGUGACAGGACACUCAGGUUACCACCUCAACCCCUCCUUUCUGUAAUGUAUGCAUGAUGUUUCUGGGGGUGGGCUUGACCUAGAGGAUGGGAAUUUCAAAAGUUUUUAUAAGGUCUUGCACACCAUCUUUCUGGGUCUUUCCUCUCUCUUGCAAGUGAGGGGAACACCCUGUUGCAACAGUUCAAUAAAGGCCAAGCCUACAGGCUGCUGUUUUGCUCCACGUUGUCCUGGUUGGUGUCUUUGUUUUUGUCCAAGAGAGCCCUCGGAUUUUUCCGGUAACAAUAUGUUCUUAUGUUCUUACUGUUUGCCAAGUAUCCUGUUUUGCAUUGAAAGGUCCCUCAAACAAAAGAAGGAAAUGGCCAGCAAGAAAAGCAACACACCCUCCCUGCCUGUCGGUUUCCGCAUCUAGACAGGGUGUUCUCUCACCCCCCUUUUACUGUUUUAUUAAAUUUGCUUAGUAACAUAACAUUAUUAUAUAUAUUCUAUAAAACAAAGUAUACAAAACAGAAUUCAUUUAUACUACAAUGCAUAACUCUUGUUGUUGUUUAGUCGUUUAGUCGUGUCCGCCUCUUUGUGACCCCCUGGACCAGAGCACGCCAGGCACUCCUGUCUUCCACUGCCUCCCGCAGUUUGGUCAAUCUCAUGCUGGUAGCUUCGAGAACACUGUCCAGCCAUCUCGUCCUCCGUCGUCCCCUUCUUCUUGUGCCCUCCAUCUUUCCCAACGUCAGGGUCUUUUCCAGGGAGUCUUCUCUUCUCAUGAGGUAGCCAAAGUAUUGGAGCCUCAGCUUCAGGAUCUGUCCUUCCAGUGAGCACUCAGGGCUGAUUUCCUUCAGAAUGGAUCGGUUGGAUCUUCUUGCAGUCCAUGGGACUCUCAAGAGUCUCCUCCAGCACCAUAAUUCAAAUAAUCCCUUCAUGGAUCACUGCCUUGCCGUGGCGAAGGGACUUGAAUAACUCAGAGAAGCUAUGAGCUAUGCCGAGCAGGGCACCCAAGAUGAACAGGUCAUAGUGGAAAGUUUUGACCAAAUGUGAUCCACCUGGAGGAGGAACCGGCAAGCCACUCCAGUAUCCCUGCCAAGAAAACUCCAUGGACAAAGACAACAGGCAAUGCAUAACUACAUAACAUUAAUAUAUAUGGUUUCUGAAAAAAGGCUUACGUAACAAAAUCAAUUCAAAAUACCAUCCGGUUUACUUUUUUUCCUUUUUUCCUUCCCCCUCCCUCCCCACUCCAGCCCCCCCCCCCCGGUCAGGCCUUCCUUCUUUAUAUCUUUAUCCAUGUACACAGUCUGUUCAUUCGAGCUUGUAUGUUAGGGUUGGCUUCCCCUCUUUCUAUCCAGUUCCUGUAAAAUGCCCAUUUAUUUGUGAUUCUUUGGCAUUUAUUUUCCCAUCUAUCCUCUGCCACUAUCUGUGCGAAUAUUUCUGAUUGUACGUAUUCAAAAACAUAAUCAUUCCAUUUUCCCAUAUUCCAUUUGGCCUUUUCUUUCCAUCCCAAAGCAAGAACUGCCAUUCCAGCUAAAAUCAUAAUCUUGUACAACUCUUGCUUAUUACUUUUUACUUUCUUAUUUCCCAGUAUUCCCGAAAAUAACAAAUCCCUAUUAACUUCUAUGUUUAUUUGAAAUAAUCCAGAAACUGCUUGCAGGGCAGCAGUUGAAGAAGGAGCAAAAAGGGUUUUCUUGUGUGUGUGUGUGUGUGUGUGUGUGUGUUUCUUUGUGACUGGCUGCUCUCCCUGUGCAAAGGUCAGAGGGGGCAGGGUUUCUGUUGAGGCAGGUGAUUAGCUGUGGGAGGAGCUUAUCAGAGCUUGCAGGGCAGCAGUUGAAGAAGGAGCAAAAAGGGUUUUCUUGUGCGUGUGUGUUUCUUUGUGGCUGAUUGGCUGCUCUCCCUGUGCAAAGGUCAGAGGGGGCAGGGUUUCUGUUGAGGCAGGUGAUUAGCUGUGGGAGGAGCUUAUCAGAGCUUGCAGGGCAGCAGUUGAAGAAGGAGCAAAAGGGUUUUCUUGUGUGUGUGUGUGUGUUUCUUUGUGGCUGAUUGGCUGCUCUCCUGUGCAAAGGUCAGAGGGGCAGGGUUUCUUUUGAGGCAGGUGAUUUGCUGUGAGUGUAGCUUAACAGAGCUUGCUGGGCAGCUGUUGAAGAAGGUGCAAAAUGGGUUUCUUGUGUGUGUGUGUGUGUGUGUGUGUGUGUGUUUCUUUGUGGCUGAUUGGCUGCUCUCCCUGUGCAAAGGUCAGAGGGGGCAGGGUUUCUGUUGAGGCAGGUGAUUAGCUGUGGGAGAAGCUUAUCAGAGAUUGCAGGGCAGCGGCUGAAGGAGGAGCAAAAGGGUUUUCUUGUGUGUGUGUGUGUGUGUGUGUGUGUGUGUGUUUCUUUGUGGCUGAUUGGCUGCUCUCCCUGUGCAAAGGUCAGAGGGGGCAGGGUUUCUGUUGAGGCAGGUGAAUAGCAGUGCGAGGAGCUAAUCAGCGCAAGCACGGCAGCAGUUGAAGAACGCGCACACCGGGCUUUCUUGUGUGUGUGUGUGUGUGUGUGUGUGUGUGUUUCUUUGUGGCUGAUUGGCUGCUCUCCCUGUGCAAAGGUCAGUGGGGGCAGGGUUUCUGUUGAGGCAGGUGAUUAGCUGUGAGAGGAGCUUAUCAGAGCUUGCAGGGCAGCAGUUGAAGAAGGAGCAAAAAGGGUUUUCUUGUGUGUGUGUGUGUGUGUGUGUGUGUUUCUUUGUGGCUGAUUGGCUGCUCUCCCUGUGCAAAGGUCAGAGGGGGCAGGGUUUCUGUUGAGGCAGGUGAUUAGCUGUGGGAGGAGCUUAUCAGAGCUUGCAGGGCAGCAGUUGAAGAAGGAGCAAAAAGGGUUUUCUGGUGUGUGUGUGUGUGUGUGUGUGUGUUUCUUUGUGGCUGAUUGGCUGCUCUCCCUGUGCAAAGGUCAGAGGGGGCAGGGUUUCUGUUGAGGCAGGUGAUUAGCUGUGGGAGGAGCUUAUCAGAGCUUGCAGGGCAGCGGCGCGUGCCUAGCGGCGCGCGCAGUUUGAUCCAUCUUGUAGAUUUAGGGGAGCUAGUCUCAAACGUUUGUUGGGGGAGACCUAGGUUUUUUUGUGGGGGGAGUUAUUUUUCCUGUCUUCACGCUUUUUAUGAUGGAGGACUGCUGUAGCCACCCCCAACGACACGUUAACAAGAUGGAGGGGGAGGGAACAGCUGCAGUCGCCUGCGGUUCCUGCGCAAUGUUUGCCAUCUUGCCAAAGGUUGCAGGCAGCUUUACCUGCAGCAAUUGCAUGUUGAUUGCCCUCUUAAAAGACAAGGUCCAGCAACUGGAGGAACGUGUAGCUACGCUCCAAAGAAUUAGAGAGCUGGAGCUCUUCUUGGAAGCAACAGAGCACACCGUCUCCACCAAGGAGGAGACAGGGGACUCCCUGAGAAGGACGCUAGUUCACCAACACAGGAGCCAGAUAUAUGGAGAAACGUGACUCAGAGAAGUAGGAGGCCCAGGGUUCGCUCUGAUUGUUUAGAAAUACACAAUCACUUUGAGGUCCUCUCCCUAGCAUGGAAGACGAAGAGCAGACUCCAUUUGAGGAUCUCUCCUCAUUACAGUCGAUCAGGUAUAUGAAGACGAGCAGCAAAGUCAGUCCUCAGGGAAUGUGCAGGCGACCUUGGAGCGGACAGCUCACGGAAGAACCCCAACCAAACCUAAGAGGAGGCGUGUAGUGGUGAUAGGGGAUUCCCUACUGAGGGGAACAGAAGCAGUGAUCUGUGGGCCUGACAAGAUGUCUCGGGAAGUGUGCUGUCUCCCGGGGCUAAGAUCCAAGAUGUAACUGAACGACUGCAAGGAAUCAUAAAACCCACUGACAAAUACCCCUUCCUCUUGGUUCAUGUGGGAACCAAUGACACUGCAAGCAAUAGCCUCCAGAAGAUCAAAAGAGACUACGAGGCUCUGGGCAGGAAAUUGAAGCAAUUAAAUGCACAAAUUGUGAUCUCAUCUGUCCUCCCAGUUGAACGACGUGGUCCAGGGAGAGAGGGGAAAAUAGUGGAAGUGAACAGCUGGCUUUGCAAAUGGUGUAAACAGGAACGGUUUGGAUUCUUAGAUCACGGACUGCAGUUUCUUGAAGAUGGACUUCUGGCAAGCGAUGGGCUGCACCUCACAACGGUUGGGAGAAAUGUUUUUGCCAAAAAUCUCAGAAACCUCAUCAGGAGGGCUUUAAACUGACUAAUGUGGGGAGGGAGACAGUGCUCCUGAAGGUAGGAGUCUAUCAAUUGAUGAAGAUGAUCAUCCAAAUGUCAUAGACCAAAUGGAGCAAACAGCACGCAGACCUAGUGGUGGGAGGAAAAAAUCCUUAAAUAAGAGUCACGGGGGAAUGAUUAAUGGACUUCAAUGUCUGUACACUAAUGCGCAAAGCAUGGGAAAUAAACAAGAUGAGCUUGAGCUCUUGGUACAGCAAACUAAAUAUAAUAGGCAUCACUGAAACCUGGUGGGAUAAGUCCCACGAUUGGAAUGUAAUAAUGGGGGGAUACAAUCUAUUUCAGAGAAACAGACCAGACAAGAAAGGAGGAGGAGUGGCGUUAUAUGUCAGGGAUGUGUAUACCUGUGAAGAGAUCCAAGAUUUAGAACCUCAAAGCCAAAGUGAGAGCAUUUGGGUCAAAAUUAAGGGAGAGAAGAAUAACAGUGACUUCAUUGUGGGAGUUUACUAUAGAUCCCCAAGCCAAACGGAGGACAUAGAUGAUGCCUUCCUGGAACAGAUGGCCAAGCAUGCAAAAGGAAGGGAGAUAGUAGUAAUGGGGGACUUCAAUUACCCGGAUAUUUGUUGGAUGUCAAACUCAGCCAAGAGCAUAAGGUCAAACAGAUUCCUCACUGGCCUUGCAGACAACUUCAUUGUCCAGAAAGUGGGAGAAGCAACAAGAGGAACAGCCAUUUUAGAUCUGGUCCUAACCAAUGUUGAUGACCUGGUUAGUGGGGUAGAAGUGGAAGGAUCAUUAGGCGCGAGUGAUCAUGCUCUUCUGAAGUUUACUAUACAGCGGAAAGGAGCAGCCAAGCAUACUAGGACUCAAUUUCUUGACUUUAAGAAAGCUGACUUCAUAAAACUUAGGGAAGUGCUGGGUGAGAUCCCAUGGACAGUAAUACUAAAAGGAAAGGGAGUUCAUGAUGGCUGGGAGUUUGUUAAGAGGGAGAUACUAAAAGCACAACGUCAGGCAAUACCAAUGAGACAGAAACAUGGAAGGUGCCUAAAGAAGCCAGGGUGGCUAUCUAAAGAACUUUUAACUGAGUUAAGAUUAAAAAAGGAUGUGUACAAAAAAUGGAAAAGGGGGGAAACCACCAAAGAGGAAUUCAAACAAAUAGCCAGCACGUGUAGACACAAAGUCAGAAAAGCUACAGCACAGAAUGAACUCAGGCUUGCUAGAGAGGUUAAAAGCAACAAAAAAGGCUUUUAUGGGUAUGUCCGUAGCAAAAGGAAGAACAAAGAAACAGUGGGGUCACUCAGAGGAGAAGAUGGUGAAAUGCAAACAGGGGACACAGAAAGGGCUGAACUCCUCAAUGCCUUCUUUGCCUCAGUCUUCUCCGAUAAAGAAAACAAUGCCCGACCUGAAGAAUUUGGAGCAAAUGAUUCAGCAAAGGAAACACAGCCCAGAAUAACUAAGGAGAUAGUACAAGAAUACUUGGCUAGUUUAGAUGUAUUCAAGUCUCCAGGGCCAGAUGAACUGCAUCCAAGAGUAUUAAAAGAACUGGCAGAUGUGAUCUCAGAACCACUGGCAAUCAUCUUUGAGAAUUCCUGGAGAACAGGCAAAGUCCCGGCAGACUGGAGGAGGGCAAAUGUUGUCCCUAUUUUCAAAAAGGGGAAAAGAGAGGACCCAAAUAAUUACCGCCCAGUCAGUCUGACAUCAAUACCAGGGAAGAUUCUGGAGCAGAUCAUUAAGCAAACAGUCUGUGAGCACCUAGAAAGGAAUGCUGUGAUCACCAAUAGUCAGCAUGGAUUUCUGAAAAAUAAGUCAUGUCAGACUAACCUGAUCUCGUUUUUGACAGAAUUACAAGCCUGGUAGAUGAAGGGAAUGCAGUGGAUGUAGCCUACCUUGAUUUCAGCAAGGCAUUUGACAAGGUGCCUCAUGAUAUUCUUGUAAAGAAGCUGGUAAAAUGCGGUCUUGACUAUGCUACCACUCAGUGAAUUUGUAACUGGCUGACUGACCGAACCCAAAGGGUGCUCAUCAAUGGUUCCUCUUCAUCCUGGAGAAGAGUGACUAGUGGGGUGCCACAGGGUUCUGUCUUGGGCCCGGUCUUAUUCAACAUUUUUAUCAACGACUUGGAUGAUGGACUCAAGGGCAUCCUGAUCAAAUUUGCAGAUGACACCAAAUUGGGAGGGGUGGCUAACACCCCAGAGGACAGGAUCACACUUCAAAACGACCUUGACAGAUUAGAGAACUGGGCCAAAACAAACAAGAUGAAUUUUAACAGGGAGAAAUGUAAAGUAUUGCACUUGGGCAAAAGAAAUGAGAGGCACAAAUACAAGAUGGGUGACACCUGGCUUGAGAGCAGUACAUGUGAAAAGGAUCUAGGAGUCUUGGUUGACCACAAACUUGACAUGAGCCAACAGUGUGACGCGGCAGCUAAAAAAGCCAAUGCAAUUCUGGGCUGCAUCAAUAGGAGUAUAGCAUCUAGAUCAAGGGAAGUAAUAGUGCCACUGUAUUCUGCUCUGGUCAGACCUCACCUGGAGUACUGUGUCCAGUUCUGGGCACCACAGUUCAAGAAGGACACUGACAAACUGGAACGUGUCCAGAGGAGGGCAACCAAAAUGGUCAAAGGCCUGGAAACGAUGCCUUAUGAGGAAUGGCUAAGAGAGCUGGGCAUGUUUAGCCUGGAGAAGAGGAGGUUAAGGGGUGAUAUGAUAGCCAUGUUCAAAUAUAGAAAAGGAUGUCACAUAGAGGAGGGAGAAAGGUUGUUUUCUGCUGCUCCAGAGAAGCGGACACGGAGCAAUGGAUCCAAACUACAAGAAGGAAGAUUCCACCUAAACAUUAGGAAGAACUUCCUGACAGUAAGAGCUGUUCGACAGUGGAAUUUGCUGCCAAGGAGUGUGGUGGAGUCUCCUUCUUUGGAGGUCUUUAAGCAGAGGCUUGACAACCAUAUGUCAGGAGUGCUCUGAUGGUGUUUCCUGCUUGGCAGGGGGUUGGACUCGAUGGCCCUUGUGGUCUCUUCCAACUCUAUGAUUCUAUGAUUCUAUGAUCUUUUGCCAAUAUUCCUUAACCAGAUUACAUUCCCACCACACGUGUGAAUAUAGUCUUUUUUCCUGACCACAAUGCCAGCAUUUGGGACUAAACCCUUUCACUAUAUACACCAUUUGUGCUGGAGUUCUAUACCAUUUUAAUAAAAAUUUUCUACUUAAUUCUUUAUACUUUUCUAUUUUAAUAUUGUUUAUAUUCUUCAUCAGUUCUUGGGCCGUGUUUGGAUGGAUCAUACCAUCCUGCUCCCAUUUAAUCUGGAUUAUCCUUAUCAUUCUUUCUUUGUCGCUUAUCAUCAGUUUAUAUAACAUCCCUGCUAUCCCUUUCUCCAUUAUUUGUCUUUUGUUCAGUACCAUAUCUAUUUUCAUUUCUGUCCUCAUUGUUUCCUCUGCUCUUUCCGUUUUUAUUAAAUCAUAAAGUCCUUGCACUUUCAGCCAAUAUUGUUUUCCUAUUUUUUCUAAAAAACCUUUUUUUGUAAUUAAAUUCCCUUCUUCAUCGAACAUAUCUUUUAAUUUAUAAAAUCCCUGAUCUUCUAAUUUCUUCCACCAUCCCGGUUCCCUUUGUUUUUUUGUUUUUUGUUUUAAAAGAUAUUUAUUAAAAGUUUAAAAGUUACAGAAAAAAGAAAAAAAAAGAAAACAUCAAAAAAAUUCAACAAGACAUACAUUUCAAUACAUAAAAAAGGAAAAUAAAAAAACAUAAAACCCAAUACAACAAUACAACAAUAAAAAACACAGAUCCAAUACUCCAUAUCUUUAUCUUUCAUUUGCUUGUUUCCUCGACCUCCUCACACCUCCCUUUUUGUAUUCUAGUUUAGUUCAUUGUUUCAGCAAAUUCUUUCCAUCUUUCUCAAUUUUUGUUAAGUAAUUUACCUUAACGGUCUAACAUAUUAAUUCACUCAGCAAAUCCUUGCUAUCUUUCACUGUGUUCUGUCAUUCAAUUUACCUUAAUUUAUUUUAACCUUAUCUUACCAUAAAAUACCUUAAAUCUUAAAACUUAAUAUUUAUUUAUACAUAACUCCUUAUAUCAUUUCUACUAAAGCCAAAUAGUUUCAUUCCAACAUUUUUCCUAAUACUCAUUAAUUUUACUCUAAUUCUCAAAAUAAUUUCUUUUUAAAAAAAAAAAUUCUUCCAAUCUUCAUCCAACGUCUCUUCUUCCUGGUCUCGGGUUAUGUCAGUCCUUACUGUCCAUUCCAUCUAAUCCAUCAACCUGGUGCUCUUGUGUCCGAGGCUCUUAAGUCUCUUCCAUGCCCCUUCUGCAGAUCUUCUUCUUUUUAUACCUGCACUUUACCUUGUCUUCUAUUGAUCUUUUUCUUAGUUUCUUUCCUUUCUCAUUGAGGAAUAGGUCUCGGGGAGACUCCGACCCAAAAAUAUCCCCAUCUCCCCUCAGCAGAUCAGCCCAUUCCCCACAGUCCAUUCCCCACACUCAGCACUGUAGUCCAGAAAGUAUUUAAAAGCAUGUUUUAAAGACCCUCCAAAAUUAAAAGCCCCCACAACUCCAGACCCCCACUGGCCCACUCCAGAUUCAAUCUUCAAAAACAGCGGCUUAUGCUCCUGCAGGGCCACGGGUCUCUCAUUUGUGUUACUUGAGGUUCAACAGCGACCUCCUCCAUUAUCUUCUGCACUUGCACUUGCCCUGUCAAAACAAGUUCCUGAGUUGGUUCCUGAAUAGUUUCUAUAUGGAUAUUCGCCGUUUGUCCAAAGUUUUUGACUGCAACAGUCAUCAAAUCCAUCUUCUCAUGCAUCUGCUCCAACAAAGCGCUUGUCUUGCAAAAAGCAAGCACCAAAACUUCUAAACACAUUUUUAUUCAAGGCCAGAGUCUGGUCUCAUGAUCGUAAUCUCGCAGCUGUAAAAUCCCCAGAUCGACUCCAGCAACAAUUUAACAGACUCCCUCUAGAGGAGACAAUUUCUAUUUGUAUCCAUCUUUUGAAAGCAGGUCCAACAAAGGAAAAUUACUUUCAUUUUUCAUAUAUUUUGUAUCUUUUAAUUGCAAAAGGCAACAUUGGAAUCAGUUUGUUUCUCUUUUUUUAACUAUCUGUCAAAAGACGUUCCAUUCACAAUCAAUGAACUUUCCCAAGAAUUUCUGUCUCUGACACGCCGUUCCCAGGUUUGAGACGGUGGAAAUUGAUCUUUCUUUACUCUCUCUCCUGCAGGCUUGAACAAUUAAAAUUUCCCCCUUUUCUCCUGCUUCCAAGAGGGGUUUUGAUGGUUAUAACUGAAGGAAAUUUAGUCCUUCAUAUGCAGCUUACCAGACUUUAGCUUGCAAAUUUUUGCUUCAGUCUAUUUACAAAAAGCGGGAGGCGGACUUCCUGUUUAGAACCUUCCUGCUUCAGUGCCAAAUUAAAUGUUUCUUAAUCCAAUUUUCCGUUUUACUCACGGGUACUUGUUUAGAGUCCAAUUGUCCACAGGAAAAAGUCAGCGCUCUCCGGCAACAGCUGUGUGGCUUCACUCCGUAAAAGUAGCAGUCGAUUCAAAACACCGCGCCACUCACCCCACGUCGCUUCGGAUCCCCGAAAAAGGGUUUCCCUGUGAGUAGGGGAGGCACUCCUGGUGUCAGCCGAAUCCCACGUUCCCAGGCUUCCUCCGCCUGGGAUUUUUAAAGGGUCUCCGCCUUCGCCACGGCGGCAAGACCCGAUUUUCACGGAGCGGGUUCCUCCCGGUCAGAGGAACCCCGCCAUUGCCGAUGGCGCUAACCCGGAAGUCCAUCCCGGUUCCCUUUGACCCUCCUGCAUAUAUUUUAACGGCGUCCACCUUGAGUAUGUUGGCAUCUAUUUCGUAUUCCAAUUCCUCCAGAUUCCUAAUGCAGUUUUCCUUGGUCCUAUUGUCUUCUUAAAAGCCGUAUUAAUAUCUCUAUUAAAUAUCCCUUCUCUUCCUAUUCCUUCAUUUAUUUCAUUCUCCAGCCUUAUCCAUUUAAUCCCAUCCUUAUAUCCAACAUCUAUUAGAUUUUUCAAUUGGAAUGUUUCAUAGUAAAAUUCUAAGUUCGGUAUUCCCCAUCCCAUCUCUUCUUGAGAUGAAUAAUUUACUAUGUCUGGGGUUCUAACUCUUUUACUUCCAAAAAUCCAAUUUUUAAAUACCUUAUUCCAUGUUUUGAACCAUAUUUUCCUGAUGGGUAGUGUAAUUACUUGAAAUAAAUAUAAUAAUUUUGGUACCAGAAACAUUUUAACUGCUCUAAUCCUACCUAGAAUAGAUAAAUUCUUAUUUUUCCAUGAUUUUAUGUCCUUCUUGAUCUUCCUCCAUGCUUUUUUGUAAUUUACAUCUGAAAUCCUAGCAAUAUUUUUAAUAAUAUUUACCCCCAAGUAUUUAAUUUCCCCCCUAUUGAUAUCCAUCUUUGUCAUUUUUGCAAUUUCCUUCUUCUCCUCUUUAUUUACAUCCCAAAAUAAAAUUUCAGACUUCUCCAAAUUUACUCCCAAUCCCAACUCCUCUUUAAAACCCUUCAGGAUUAUCAUAAAUUCUCUUACACCCUCUAAGGGGUUUGUAAAUAAUAAUAGGAUAUCAUCUGCAUACAUGUUUAACUUGAUUUCUUCCUUUCCUUUCUUAUAUCCUUUUAUCCUUACUGAGUUUCGUAUUCUGUCUGCCAAGUACUCCAUACCCAAUACCAAUAGUAGUGGUGAGAGUGAACAUCUUGUUUAACUCCUCUUUGUAUGGUGAAUUGAUCUGAAAUCCCCUCAUUCGCUCUGACCACAGCCUUCCCUUCUCUAUACAAUUCCUGGAUUGCUUCCACAAAGUUCUCUCCUAAUCCCACGUCCCGCAUAAUAUUCCAUAAGAAUUUAUGUCUAAUCGUGUUGAAGGCCUUAUACACAUCCAAUUUUAAGACCACCAAUUUUCCUUUUACCCUGCUUGUUAAUACAUUUAACACAUUUCUUAUAGGAUGGCCUAUGUAUCUUCCCUUAACAAAUCCAUAUUGAUCUUCCUUAAUUAUUUUAGGUAGUACCUUUUCCAGUCGCCUUGCCAGGAUCUUUGUAAAUAUCUUAUAGUCUUGAUUUAAUAGGCUAAUUGGUCUGUAAGACCCCACCUCUGUAGGGUCCUUUUGUGCUUUUUCCAAAGGGUCUGGGGCUUUCCCCCCUUCUAAGAUAUUAUUAAAUACUUUUUAAAGUUCUGAGCCCAGGGUUUCUUUAGAAAGAAAGCCGAAUUCACAGAGCAUCGGGGAGCAGCGCUAAGAUGAGGUCCUGCGAUUUGUGAAAACGGCAUCUUUGAAGCUCUGGUCCCUGCCCUAGUGCCGAAAGGGGAGAGGGGAGGAGAAAACUGGCAGAUUAGGUGACUGUUAAGUUGUGGGUUGACAUAGCAGACGACACAGCGAUUUCUCCAAAGCAGCUCUUUAUUUUGUAAGCUGGAACAGAACUGAGCAGCAAACAGCUCAGCCGGCCUGCUUUUAUAGGCAGCCGGCUGUCAACAUUGUAGCAACAGCAACCCAGGGUUUCCCGCCUAAAAUAACUGAGGUGGACCUGAGUGAAAACUAUCUACAGUAUCCCCUGCUGGCCCAGGGUGAGAACUUCAGUACAUAACAGUGACGAUGUGGCUCUUUGAAAGUGAAGUCUUGUUUGGUGUGAAUAAUUAACUUCCGGAGUCGUCUCGCGUGUGUGGGAGAGACCCAAGCCAUUACAAAGGAUACCUGAACGCAAAAGGUUUAAGACUUGGUAGAGGAGAUGAGUUGCAGACCCCAUGUGUCCCCGUUCAGCUGAACUCUCUCAGACGCCCACCUGGGAUCUUCCCACUUGGCAUCCUUUCCCAGGACACUCCAUUCCAUUCUGCCUCCCACCCACUUUUCCAUUUCUUCCCCAGCAGCGACUCAGCCUUCCUGGGCCGCUGGGCUUUGGGCUGGUUAGUCUCCCCCAGGAAAUAUUUUUUCCUGAAAGGUGGUGGGAUGUGUACAUGUUGUGCUUCUUCAAACCUGGGGGUUCCUGCUACCCACCCAAAUCUGCUAAUAUUUCUGCUGUUAGCUAGAUAAGGAUUGGCAUUCACAGAACAAGCUUGCUCUCUCUUUCUGUGUACAAUCCCUUCUGCUUUCUGUCUUAUUUAAUAAUACACUGUAAUUUCAAAACAUACCACAGAUUGAUUGCUCAAAUGGACCGCAGCUCCCUCCUUUUUGGCUUUGCUAACCUGCAGCCACUUUUGUUAAAAUAGAUAUUGUUAAGUAAAAUGAUGUGCUGUUUCUGUGACUGACAUGCAUUAAAAUAAUAGGCGUGUUCCUUUCUAGGCCGAUAUGGGAACAGGAUGUGCAAUUUAUGAAAUUUAUGACUUGCUUGCUUGGAAAUCAGACCCUCCAAGUGUCCUUAUUUUCCAGAGACAUUCCUGAUUUACAGAAGCCAUCCCAGUUUCUGGUUUGAUGCCAGUAAGUCCCGCUUUUCCGUAGGAUGUCCCCAUUUUCACUGGAGAAAUGUUGGAGGGUAUGGAGUAAUUCGACCCCGAGCCGUCUGAGGGCAAUCCUGUAUAGGGAAGGGUUUUUUUAAUGUUUAAUGUUUUAUUAUGUUUUUAUAUUUGACAGAAGCUGCCUAGAGUGGCUGGGGCAACCCAGUAAGAUGUGGGGUAUAAACAGUAAAAUUAUCAUUAUGGAAUGGGACGUCCCUAUUUUCAUCGGAGAAAUGUUGGAGGGUAUGGGAAAUGUCAGGAGAAACUCAUUUGGCGUGUGGAUGUUACCUGCUGACUUUCAAAGGGAGAGCAGCUUGAUCUCUUUUGCCCUGCCAAUAAUUCCCUUCUGCAGCUGGAGUUUGUUCUGCCCCCAAAAUGGACCAACCUUCUGCAAAACACAGUCUCUGUUUCCAUUUCACUAGAAGACUAUUGCAAAGUUUGCCAUGGAUCCAGAUUCAAUAACUGCAGUUCCUCCCAUCACUGCCAGAUGUCACUGCAGCACCAAUCCUAGAGGGAUCAGCUGUCACCUUCUGCAAACUGGUUUUCAUUUGAAAAGUCCCCUUUCCAGUCUCCCAGAUUGCCAUUGGGGUCCUGUCCUGAAUGGAGGGCCAGGAUCUCUCUCUCUCUCUCUCUCUCUCUCUCUCUCUCUCUCUCUCACACACACACACACACACACACACAAACUCCCCUGCUGCGUGAUGCUUCCCUUGUGAGGGCGAAUAGCAGAAGAGAGGCAGUGUGUGGGGGGAAACAGGCACACAGCAAAUUCCUCCCCUUCCAUUUCGGGGCAUGCAUAUAGACAAUGGGGAGAUUGCAUUUUUGCAGGUGUGAUUGUCAAUGGAGAUCCCGGGGUGUUAGCUAAAUCUAGUCAAUGAAUCUGGAGUACACCCACAGGAGACAGACUUGAUCAUGAGAGGGGAAAUCUUACAUAUUACCAAUUUUAGUUUAGCAGAAUAUUUGAAAGCCCCGAAAUGUCUGCCAGAAUACAUUUGCAAUCUGAUUUAGAAUGUUAAUAAUCUGGUACAUAACACCAGUGCAGUUAGGGAAAAUGUACAAAACUAGUUCAAAUAUAUGUUGGAAGUGUAAGGAAAAGGAGGGAACAUUUUAUCAUAUGUGGUGGGAUUGUAAAGUAAUUUUAAAAAUUUGGGAAAUGAUAUACAAUGAAUUGAAGAAAAUGUUCCAUUUAACAUUUGUUAAAACCCGAGGCAUUUUUGUUGGGGAUUGUAGGGAAAGACCUGCCAAAAUCAGUUGAAAAACAUCUUCAUGUAUGCGACAACGGCCGCAAGAGUUCUGGUAGCACAAGGAUGGAAGACUGAAGAAACCCCAACUAAAGAAUCAUGGCAAGAAAAAUUGAUGGACUAUGCAGAACUGGCAAAAUUGACAUAUAAACUACGAAAUAAGGAUAACUGUGACUUUAAGGAUGAAUGGGAACCUUUCACAAAAUAUUUGAAGACGCAACAAAGUGAACUGGACUCCUUGGCAGGUUUUGAAUAAACAUUCACAAUUUUUUUACUGAUAAUAAUUAGCUAAACACUUUGAGGAUCUAUACAACUGUGUAACAUGCAGAAAAUAGCAUUAUUGGAGAAACCAAAGACUGGAAUUGAGGGAAGUUGGGGGUUGGGGUUGGGGUGAUGGGUUCUGUGGGGGGGAGGGGGGGAGGAAAAAUGGGGGGGAUAUGGAUAUGUUAUUGGAAAAUAUGUUUUGUUAUAACUUUGAAUAAUAAUAAUUUAAAAAAAUAGAAUGUUAAUAAUCUGAAUAAAUGGUUGAAACUGAACCAUUUGGCUAAGUUUCCCAGCCAUCCUAGUCAAUGUAGAGUAGUGGUUAGGGUGUUGGACUUGGAGAGAUCUCUGCCUGAGUUCUUGGGCAGACGUUGCCAGUCGGAAUCCUGGGAAAGAUGACCCCCAGGACUUCUCUGGAGUAAGGCAGGUUUAUAGGCAGACUCUUCCGCAGAAGCUUGCCUGGUGCUACCAUCAGUUUGGCCACCUGACAGUUCUGGAUCGCAGCGAGGGGCCUGACCUGAUCUGGGGCUGUCUCGACCCAACUUGACCCAAGCCUGGAUCCCUCUGAACUGGCUCAGGAUUUGGACUGAUGGAUUGUUGAUGAAGGACCCUGUGUGAGAGGCAGGGAAGUAAGGAUCUUCCAAGGUGGGAAGCUGGGAGAAGAAAGAGAAGCUCCCAGGUGAGAGCUGGGAGGCUCCACCCCCUUCUGUGCGCGUUAAGAGUUAAGAUCUACCUGUCAGAGAGGACUUUGCACCUUUCUUUCUCUUCUUCUUUAGAUCAGUUUGCUUUUCAAUGAAAUGUAAUAUGAAAAGUCUGAAUAAAACCUUAAUUAUAAAAAACUGGGGAAAGGAUUUGGGCUUCAGCUGAAUGUGGUGCCCAGCUCUGCUACCCAGCAUGUCCUCCUGGCCCUACUAAAAUCUCGUGCUGCCUCAGGUGUGGUAGAGACACUCUCUCAGCAGUCAGGCUGGGUUAAGGUCCAACUGCUGGUCCAACUUCUGUAUGAGGAACGGAUGCCAUCUUGUAAUUCGCCUCAGGUAGCAAAAUGUCUUGCACAGGCCCUGCUCAGGAGACACUGAUGAGACCCUUCUUAAAGAACAGAGUAGCUUUUAUUUAGAGGCUGUUUCACGGCACAGCUGCAGGAAGCAGGCAAGGAGCAGUAAAACAAGACUCCCCAAACAUGGGAGAAAUCAGUGGGCAGUUGUGGUUACAGCGUGCAGCGUUCAAAAUGCAAAGUGACAAGACAUCUCCGGCAGUCAAGUUUCUCAGCAGUCUCCCAAUGCAGGGAAAGAGGCAGGAUCUGGUCUGACCUAGUUGUCAGCCAGCAGAGGUGAUCUGGUCAUGCCCUAGUUCUGGUGAAUAUGGCUUCUAGGCAUGGAUCCUUCCGACUGGAUUUCUGAUUCAGCUCCAGGAAUUCCUUGGCAGGGAACCUCUUUGGCACUGCUGGUACAAAGAGCAAUAGAAUAUGCUCCCCCAAAAUACAGAUAUAUCCAGGGUUAAAUGCUAAGGAGUGUUUUCAAAAAGAAAUUAUAUCCUACUGGAUCUUCAAAAAUACAUCUAGAUGGCUAACAAUAAGAAAAUGAAAGAAAAAAUAUUACAAGUAAUCACACACACAGAGAUUCCAAUCAGUCGCCAGUUGAAAAUAUACUCUGGAAACCAAGCCUUAUGAGGAACGGUUGAGGGAGCCGGGUAUGUUUAGCCUGGAGAAGAGGAGACUAAGAGGAGACAGGAGAAACAUCUUCAUAUCUCUACUCCAGAGGGUCCAGAGGCUCCAGAGGGUAGGAACCAGACUCAUGGAUUCAAGUUACCAGAAAGGAGAUUUGACUAAAAAUUAGGAAGAGCUUUCCGAUGGUAAGAGUAGUUUGACUGUGGAAGAGACUGCCUCUGAAGGUUGUGGACUCUUGAGGGCCACUAGGGGGCGCAUCAGAAGAUGGCUGACAAUAACAUCUCUCCGACCCACACGAGGUAAUUUGGAGGCUAUGAUGGGAGCAAUUAGCCUCCCUACCCCCCCCAGGAUGUGGGGGGGACUGCCCUUGCCUGCUGUGCCCUAUACCACCCCCCCGAAUUUGUGGGGAUGGGGGCACUAGGCACAAAGCCCUCCUGUGGGAUUUCGGCGCUCCUGGACGCCGUCCCUCAUCUGCGCCACUAGCUGCAAGAACUUCAAAAGAAACAAUUUGGAUGAAGGAAUGCACAUAUUUCAAGGAAGGAGGGGGAGUAAAGACUGCUAACAGAAGAGAUCUCUGAUAAAACAAGACGAGUCGGAGGAACAAGAAUAAAUCAUGAGAAGAUACGCCAAGACUCGGUAUGGCAAAUGACUGAUGGGGGAGGGGGGGAAAAACUUUCCUUUCUUUCCUUAUGUGAUUAAACAAGAAUCCCCUCCCCUUACAAGUCAGAAAUGUCGUAUUAAGGACUUAAGCUGUGGAUUUAAGGCUGUGUGGAGAUAAACUUUCGAACCAAAGCAUGUUUUAAGAAGAGCGUGGAAUGUAUAAGAGCUUUGGAAUGACGCAGUUAAAAAUGCUGUUGCCAUAUUGGGAAGUUCUGUCGGAGGUCUUGAGUCUGGGAGGAGAAAUAGAGAAAUAGAGCUGUUUUUAUAUUGUGGGUGAAACUCCUCAGAGGGACUUAAGAGCGACAGUUUUGCGAGAUUAAUGAUGGAAAGAGCGAUGUUAUCUAUGAAGGCGAUGAUAUAUGGAAACCAUCUCGAUUUGAGGAUUGGAAGAACGGAAAAAUUCACACAGGAUUAUUAUUGGUGUUUAUCGGCUUAAGGAGACUAUCAGAAGAGAUCAUAAAGAAAAAAGAGAAAAUAUAUGAACAAGAUGUGAUGUGGAAAGAGCAAGAAAAGACUGGAUAGAAUUAUGAACUCUGUUUGGAUUGAUUCGGACUGAUUUGGACAUUAACGCAGUAGCAAGAAGAUGAUCAGAAUCCCCCUUCGGAUCUUGAAAUAUGGGUCCCCCCAACAAAAAAUUUAAAAUUUGGCUUUGUAAUUCGGAAUUUAUGUGAUGUGAUUUAAUUUGAUUUGAUUGGCCGGUUAAUAAAAAAUAUUCUUUUAAAAAAAAGAAGGUUGUGGACUCUCGUUUACUGAAGGUUUUUAAGCAGAGGUUGGGUGGCCAUCUGUCAUGGAUGCUUUAGUUGAGUUCCUGCAUUGCAGGCGUUGGACUAGAUGACCCUCAGGGUCUCUUCCAACUCUACAAUUCUAAGAUUCUAUGGAUAAGGAAUAAUACAGAAUAAGCAUUGCCUCAGAAUGGGGGAGAGAUCAAUCAGGCAGGUCAAAAGCUUGCUAAGACAAAGGGGCCAUAAGCAGCUCCUGUCAAGAGCAUUCCUGCAACACCUCAAGUUUCCAAUCAUGUUCCAAAGACUACUAGAGCAGGGAGAUUUAUGGGCAUGUUUUAUGCUGUGGUGGUUAGAAGCAGGCCCCAUUCACUUUCCUUAUUAUUAUUAUUGGCAGUCAUCGGAGGUAAUACAAAUCCCUGGAGAGAACAGCAUUUCACCCAGCACCAAUUAGACAAUAAGCUGGUAGGAACAAUGACUGGGAAGCAUUUUGUCUGCAGCAACAAAGGGCUCGUUCACACUUCUGUCUGUUCCGUGCCUGGGAAGCAUGGUUCCCAGCAGUUUUCCUCUUGUCUCACACUUUCCAGGCACAGCUCCAAGCAAUUUUGCCUUUGCCCCACUGCUUUCCCCCAGCCUGCUCUUUAGCGCUAAAUCAGAACAAAUGGCAUUCCACGGAAAACCUGAUUGCUGUUAGUUCUGAUUCAGCACUAAAGAUCAGGUUUCCCGAGCAAAAGUGGCCGGGCAAAUGAAGAUGUGGAUAAGCUCACCUCACAACAGCUGCAAAUGUUUUCACAGCCACCUUCACCCAAGUAUGCACACAGAGCAAGAGACUCUGGUCUGAAUUACACUCACAGAACCUGAGCUCUCUGCUGAUAGCCAAAAGCAAACAAAGGGUACCUGAAAAGCUAUAUAUGACCCCCUUAUUUAAAAAAGUUUGCAACAGCUUCCCCUAUUUUCCUAAUUUUGCCUCCUCGAGAGGCCUUUUUUACUUCAAUUUGGUCAUACAGCUUCUGCUCUCCAGGCAGCAGAGGCUUCCUGCGUCUUCCUCAGUUCUUCCAGCUUGGCCAGUCCAGCUUUGAUUUGGGGCUGCAACCCUUCAAUAGCAGCUUCAAGCUCUUUUCGCUCCCUGAGCACUUCCUUUGUCAAUGUUAAGCUCUUGCUUUCUAGCGUGUGGGAUGAAUCAAAGAAGGUCUUCAUGCUCAUGGUGCCCAUUUUCCAAAACAUUUCAUCAAAAUUGAAGUUGCCUCCGGGCUCCACUGGAUUGUUGGCAAACAGUGCUGAAUUGUUGAAUUUGAAGUGCACAGGGGUGCCCUUGGCAUCCUUAGCACAUGGUACAUUGGCUUCCUUAAUGGCCUCGAGAACAGGAGGGGUCUGUCCAUCUGCAAAUGUGAUCAGGACUUGGAUGUUGUCCUUUAUAUCUUUGCCAAAGAUGGAGAGCACAGAGUCAAAAACGUAUCUCUGGGCAUGAGUUAAACGAGGUAAAGAGGCCUGGACGACAAUACAGAUGGCGUCUAUAUGAUCAGUGCCCCCUAGGGAGGAGAAAAACUCCCGGAUCUGCUUUGUUAUCAACUUGUCAUGCUCUUUUCCCCUUGUGUCUCCAAAUCCUGGAGUGUCAAUAACGGUGAGGGAAUAGGGGACUUGGAAACCCUUGUGGUGGUGGACAAUGUAGGCGGUCACUUCUGAUGUUUGGCUUUGAGCUUGGCUUCUGUUGGUAUUUUCAGGAAUAAGUUUGAAUCGGAAUUCAUCUCCCCAUUGCACAUCCAGGACAUAAUUGAUCAUUGCAUUGAUGAGAGUGGUUUUCCCUGAUCCUGUUGCUCCCAUCACCAUAAUCACUUUUUGGGGGGCAUGAAUGUUCUCUUUCCCUAGCUGGUAUGUUAGACAGGAUCCAGAGACAUCCUGUAUGGGCUCCAGGGGCAGAGCAUACACUGCUGGUGGCCCAUCCUCCACGCGGGUGCUGCCUUGGAGGUACUGACAAGCUGCUCUCUUCUUGUCUCCUUCCAAUGAUGUGGAAACCUCAAUCUCUUUGCUGGGCUCACUCUCAGCCCCACCGGCACACAUGACUGAGACUCUGAAUCUGUAGGGUGUCUGGGGCUUCAGACCAUCCAUCUCACAGAACUCUGUUUUCUUCCCUGUUCUUUUUUCAGCCCAUUCAUCUUUGUCCUUGCUUUUUGCCUCUCCAGCCUCUUCACGGUAGUCCACUUUGUAUUCCUUUAUAACAGCUCCCUGGCCAAUGAUCUUUGGGCUCUCCCAGGCUAUACUGAUUUUGGAAGACGCUGCGAAUAUCUCUCUCAGUUCCCCAGGAGGGCUGGUAGGAAGUGUCUGUACAGAUUUACUCACAUUGCUGGUCUCACUAAGUCCUGGUUUGCUCCUAGCGCUGUAUCGAAACUGGUAUUCUGUGUUUGCGCUCAGCCCUCUCACUUGGAAUGUCUCCUGACUGUCGUCAGUAUUCACAAUCUUCCAAUUUUCUUCUCCUGCAAUCUUGUACUCUACUUGAUAGCUGGAGAUUGCAGCCCUCCCAUACUCCGCAGGUUGAAAUGUCAGCUGCACACUCUCAUGUCCAAUUUGGCCAACCAGGGGAGGGAGAGGAUUUGAGGGCAGCUCAAAGUUGCUGCUGACCAUCUCCCCAUCUUCAUAGAGGUAAAUGGAAGCUCCUGGGUUGUCCUGAUCUGGGACAGAAGCCACAAGGAACCGGGUUUUCUCAUUUGAUUUAUUGACCUGGGCAAAAUGUGUAAUGGAUUUGGCAGCUUUACGAGCCUUCCGAUUUCUCUCUUGGUGCUCAAACCAGGCUUCAUUGUUCUUGGGUGUCGACUGGCCGCUGGUGGAAUUUGCUGUUUCCUGGAAAAAAUCUUUAUGAAGCCAGUCUUGUAAGGUGGCUAAAAAUGGUUCCUCAUCAUGUAAAGAAUUGAAGGUAAAUGAGACAACAAACUCAUUCACAGGGUUUAGCACAAUUUCUAUCAGUUUGUUCUGGGAAGAGAUUACUUCCAUUCCACUUAGGAUAAUAAGGUAAGAAUUCACCAAAUUAAUUUCUUGUUCCUUGGCAUCCAAAAACUCACUGAGUCUUUGGUUAUUAAAGGGAGACUGGUUAAUGGACAUUAAAAUGUCCACCAGAACACUUUCCUCUUUCCCCCCUCCCCGGAUCAAAGGCAUGAUUUCUGCCAGGUGUUUCUGGAAAGUCUGCCUGUGCUGCUUGCACAGAUCCUUGAAUCUACUGAUUUUCAUGUUUAAGUCUGGGAAGUUUUCAGCAGCAGGAUUCAUAGCCAGAUCAUUGCAUCGCAUGUUGAUUUCAUUCAGAUUCUCCAAGAUAGUUUGAGCAUCAAAGAUCAGUGCUAAGCUGAUCUCACGCACCAUCUUAGCUGCUCUGAAAUCUAGCUUGGUCAAUGGGUACAGCCAAACUCUGACAGGCACAGCCUUCUCUCCAUCCUCCCCGAGCUUUUGGGGCAGAUCGCUGUAGACUUUCAUGGCAUCUUGAAAAGUCACCGGAUUACUUUCCAAAGAAAAAUCCCCAUAGAACUUGCAGCUGAAAUUCUCCGUUUGGGCUUUCUCCUUCUCCUCCAUCUCAACAGAUGCUUCCCCUUUGACAGAGACUUUAAUCCAGUUGAUCACAGCAUGGAGGCUUCCUUGUAUAUCUUGCACAGAUUCGGAAGAAGAGAUAUUUCGGUCGAACACAAAGAAAACCUGGGCUCCAUACAAGAUGGCAGUGACAACAUGGGUGGCUGUGCCAUGCUCAAAAACAGCUGGAUAAGUGACGUUUUGGAAUCCCAAAUGGCUCAUGGUCAGCUGUGAAUACUUGGUGGUAGCUUUGUACUGCAGAGUGACUCUGGCCUGUUUCGUGGACUUCUUGGUGUCUUGAAGGAAUUUGCCUGAUCCAUCCACUUCAACUGUUCCACCCAAAAAACUGGCCUUGAGUGAUGCAGGGACAUUGAGGGCAGAUGCCUUAUCAUCGAUGGAGUCAGAUGCAAUGAUUUCAUAUUCAGUCUUUGGUUUUGGUUGGAUACACAAGUCCUUCUGAAGCGAGUCCUGGUCCCAAAAGGUGAUUCCUGGGAUAAAGCAGAGAAAUAUGCAAGGCUUGAGUAUGUUCACAGAAAUGUAGAACACAAUUAGCCUAAUGCUAAGGGUGUACAGAGAAACAAGGAGUUAAAAUAGAGCUAUCAUUGCCCACAAUGUCUGCACUCAUGAAUUUUGUCCCACUGUCAUCCCCAACGAAAGAGGUUUGUGCAGUUUUAUAAAACUUGGCAAAAGGCAGGGAAAAUAUUUGACCAGAUAUGAGAGUGGAACAAAUGUGAACAUUUCAUGAGCUUCUGUUGCACAGGCCUCAGAAAGGGGAUGGGCACUGGCUCAGCAGCAGGGAGAAGAUUCAAUCACCACCAUUUAGGGCUGUGAACAUCUCCUGCUUGAGGCCAUAGAGAGUUGGUGCUAGUUGUUGACUGGCAUGGGAAAAAAUGAGAAUUCCCUGGGGGCCAAGAUCCAAAACACUUUGGUGAGAGAACUCCAGCAGAUUUAAAAUCACAAAAUAUGCAGCAAAGCAAAGUGUGGAGAUUUAGGCUGUCAGAACUAAAAAAACGAAGAUCAUGGCCACUGGUCCCAUCACCUCCUGGCAAAUAGAAGCGGAAGAAAUGGAGGCAGUGAGAGAUUUUACUUUCUUGGGCUCAUGAUCACUGCAGAUGGUGACAGCAGUCAUGAAAUUAAAAGACGCCUGCUUCUUGGGAGAAAGGCGAUGGCAAACCUAGACAGCAUCUUAAAAAGCAGAGAAAUGAGAGGUGGACCAUAAAGAAGGCUGAAGACUACAGUGUCUCUCACCCAUGGUUUUCCCAGUAGUGAUGUAUGGAAGUGAGAGCUGGACUAUCAAGAAGGAUGAUCGCCGAAGAAUUGAUGCUUUUGAAUUAUGGUGCUGGAGGAGACUCUUGAGAGUCCCAUGGACUGCAAGAAGAUCAAACCUCUCCAUUCUUAAGGAGAUCAGCCCUGAGUGCUCACUGGAAGGACAGAUCGUGAAGCUGAGGCUCCAAUACUUUGGCCACCUCAUGAGAAGAGAAGACUCCCUGGAAAAGACCCUGAUGUUGGGAAAGAUGGAGGGCACAAGGAGAAGGGGACGACAGAGGACGAGAUAGUUGGACGGUGUUCUCGAAGCUACAAACAUGAGUCUCACCAAACUGCGGGAGGCAGUGGAAGACAGGAGGGCCUGGCAUGCUCUGGUUCAUGGGGUCACGAAGAGUCCGACAUGACUAAACGACUAAACAACAACAAAUAAUUGUGGAAAGAUGUAUUCUUAAUGGUCUGCACAGGCCUGGUGGAGUAGAAAGGUUUUCAGCAAGCUUUAAAAAAUUGAAACAGAACACACCUGCUGAAUCUUUAUUGGCGGAUGAUGAUGAUGAUUUGGGCCAAGACGAUGCCAGCAAGGUUAAGGAGCAAAGACGCUAUCACGGGCAAGAAGACUUCUUUUUAAUAAAUGAAAGUCUUGUCCAAAUGAAGAGAACAUAAAGGAACACAAACUUUGGCAAAGAUGUGGAAGCAGACAGUAAGGGAUGUUGAAAAUGAAUUUGAGGAGCACAUUUAGCACUGAAACUGCACUGUUUGGGCCGACUGCUAAUCUUGAUAUGAGUAAUUUUUGCUUUUCAGUACAGUGGUACCUCGGGUUACAGAAGCUUCAGGUUACAGGCGCUUCAGGUUACAGACUCCGCUAACCCAGAAAUAGUACCUCGGGUUAAGAACUUUGCUUCAGGAUGAGAACAGAAAUUCCACAGCUGCAGAGCAGCAGCAGCAGGAGACCCCAUUAGCUAAAGUGGUGCUUCAGGUUAAGAACAGUUUCAGGUUAAGAAUGGACCUCCAGAACAAAUUAAGUUCUUAACCCGAGGUACCACUGUAUACACUCUUCCUUGCACCAGGUUUACCUGGGAUGAGGGCAUCUUUACGACAGUCGUACAGCAUCCCCAGCUGGAAUGGGCGGCCCAGGGCUGGUAUUUCAACCGUGUCAUCUGAUCUGUCCAUGGCUCUGGUCCAGGUUGCUCUCCUGCCUUCACCUCCCUGCAAGAAAGAAGCGAUGUGAAGGACUCUGGAAAGAUUAUUGGGCAUGCAAAGCGUGUGGGGAAAAGAGAAAUAUUGGCACUACCAUCCAAAGAGUGAUGCUAACAUACAGUAAAAAAAAAAAGGGGGGGGAGGAGGGAAUAUCACAUGGGGGGGGGGAGCGGGAAUUGGACGUUUGUAUGCAGUAGUUGCACAUGUAGAAGGUAGCUUGUGCAACUGAUCUUCUUCUUGCUUCCCUCCCAUCCACAGUCCCCUGUAGCAGCUGAAAACUCUAUCCAGUGAUCCCUGAACAAAGGGGACUGUGUCACGCAGAAUUGCAGUGGGAGAGGAAAUCACCCUGAAACUGGGCAAAGGGAUCAUGUGCCAAUGGGGGUCUGCUUGGACAGGAUUCCUAGGCCCAAAGUCAGGGGAAUCCCACUGCAGCCCUGUAUGGCAGACACUACACUAUCCAGGCCCUCUGGAAAGGGUUUGGGUGGGCACAAGGGGUCACAGGAGCUGGAAGGGAAGAGCAAUAUUUUCCAUGCACAAACACUGGGUGCUUCCUACACUGAAUUUCCAUUUGGCCGAGAAAUUGCCUGUUGAGAACAUUUUGGAUAGUAGAGAAAUAUUUUACCACUACCACCACCAGUUUUAUAUCCCAACUAUCUGGCGCAGUAUUCAAGGAGGCUAUCAAAGUGGGAACUCAUACAUGCAGCCAGCCAAAUCACAUAAUCGACAACAUUUAUGGCAGAAAUCAUGAAUGAUGCUGCCAUAGCUAACAGCGAGAUACACAAAGUAGUAUUUGGCAGAAACAAACUGCAGUGGAAGCAGCGCUGAUCGUGAUGAAUGUAAGCUGAAAUGGAAGUUGCUGCUCUCUUAUAUUACUACUUGUGCUGCACCAAGAAGUUCAUGGCACAAUGGGAGUCAAAUUACUUGUAGAAAAUCUUUUGUAGAGGAACACAGAAUUGUAGAGUUGGAAGGCACACCCAAAGGUCAUCUAGUCCAACCCGCUGCAAUCACAGCUGAAGAAUCCCUGAUGGCCAUCCAACCUCUGCUUGAAAACCUCCACCACCCCUUGUGGGAGUCUGUUCCACAGUAGAACAGCUUCUACCAUCAGCUGGAAAGUCAUUUCUUGACAUUUGAAUCCACUGGUUCAGGUCCUGCCCCCUGGACCAGCAGCAAAAAGCCUGUUCCAUCUUCCCUGUGUCAGCCCUUCAGGUAUUUCAAGAUGGCUCUCAUAUCAUGUCUCAAUCUUCUCUUCUCCAGGCUAACCAUACCCAACUCCCUCAACCACUCCCCCCAAAAGCUUGGUUUCCUGACCCUUCAUCAUCUUGGUCUCUUGCCCUAGCAGUGGCGGAGUGCAGGUGGGGGCGGGGAGCACAGUGUGUGUGGGGGGGGCAGCCGCGAUGGAACCCCACUGGGAUCGUGCUGCCGGGGGUGGUGUGCUCCCCCCCUCUUCCUCCCCCAGCACACUUCUGGCCUGUUAGCAUCGUUCUUAAAAGAUGCCCUGAACCUGACAGAGUACUCCAGGUGGGGUCUGACCAGGGCAGAAUAGAGUGGUACUUGACUUCCCUAAAUCGGGACACUAGACUUCUGUGGAUGCAGCCUAGGAUUGCAUUAACUUUUUGCUGUUGUUUUUUAAUUGCUGCAUUACACUGUUGACUCAUGGCAGCAGAUUUUCACUGUUUGAAUUAUGACAACCCUAAGAGAAAUUGAAAUUGAGUGAAUUGUGCCAAAACUUUUACUUGAAGGUUUAAUGACAAUUAAUGACCCCGGGGUUGUGUUGCUAUUACGUACUGAGUUGAAUAGGAUCGAAAUUGCAGCAGUCUGAUUGGUCCUAGAACAAUAGGAUGCAGAAUGCAGCAGUCUGAUUGGUCCGCAGGAGCCACCUAGUCCAACUCCAGCUGGAAGUGAAUCCGCAACCUGAUUGGCGUACAGGUGAAUCCCGGAACUAGCCAAUCACGUGGGGCCCAUUGUGUAAAUAAUGUAUAUAAAGCAGACAUUUCAGGGGAACGUCCAUUCCUCACUACUAUGAGCUGAAUAAAGAGCAUGAAAUCCACACUGGACUCCGAGUAUAUUUCAGUCACUAUUCCCACUAAAUUUAUGCUGUGCUUAAUUCUAUCCUUCCAUUUCUCAACAGUUUUCUCCUUCUGUGAAAGAGGCUUCGGUUUUUCUGUCUUAUCCUCCUGACACUUCGGAAUUUCUUUAGAAUUUCAGUAGGUGUGUGGUGCAUGUGAUUUUUUUUCUUCCAAGUAAAAAUAAAUAAAUAAGAUCCCCAGCGCCUUGCAUCCUGCCUGCUCCCUGUGCUUUCUGAUCAGAAAAAGCCCCAUGGGGGGUGGGUUCCCUUCCCCUGGGCUUUACUGAAGGAAGGUGAGGACAGGUGACCCGAAGUCUAGGCCCGAAGUCACCCCCCCCCCCAAGCAGGCUCAAAGCUUCUCAAAACUUUUCAAAAUCAUUUUCUCAGCAGCUAAGUAUCAGAAACAUUCCGCUCUUCUGUAACAAAGGUAGAGAACAGUCCAUUGUUUCUCAGGCCUUUCUCAUGCCUUCUGGCCUUGCUAAAGAACCACACUGCAACUUGCUUUCUGUCCGGGAACCAUGCCAAAGCACAAGAAUGAAACAACUGGAACACACUGAAACCCCUCACCCCUUUCCUGCCAAGAGUCCACAAUAGUUCCAAGACAGCUUUCAUCCAAUGUACAGGACCACAGACCUCCAAGCACCCUAAAUCAGAAUCCUUCUUUCGAAGAGGACCCAGCCAAAAUAAUUAGGGGUUUGUCUUCAAACAGCCAGCAGCCAGAAAGCCAAAAACGCAAUCCUGGAGCGAGCGAGGGUGUCCACGGGAGGGGCAGAAGACGCCUAGGGAAGAAGCCAGUGCACCAUCUGCAGGCAAGAGGGUCACUGGAAAAUGGAAUGGCCACAGGCCCCACGCCCGACACACCCCACCCCCACAGGCUGGGAACAAUAAGAUUUCUCAAAAAUGAUUUCUUCUCAUCUCUGUUCUGGCUAAAAGACUGUUGCAGAAGCAAGUGAACUAACUGUUUCUAACAUUCAAAAUCAAAUCAAAUCAAAUAUCUUUAAUACGGUCAAUGACCAGGAAGCAAUUUAUAAAAUAUGACAUUAAGAGUAGUAUUGUGCUACAAGUAACAGUAAAAAUAUGGCCAAUUCACAGAAUUGGUGCUUAUAUUUAUGACCAGGUUUCGAGUUUUAAGUUUUUUAAAAUUCAGUUCAGGAGUCACUACUGUUUAUUAUCGUUCCUUCGAUGUUUACAGUUUGAACUCCUUUGUAGACAUCAUUGCUCGUCUUAUUCUUGUUGCAAUCUAACAGUACUGCAAUAUACUCAGAGUCGCAAAGUGAUUUCAUGCUCUUUAUUCAGCUCAUAGUGGUGAGGAGGAAUGAAUGAAUGUCCCCUCACAGUAUCUGCUUUAUAUACAUUAUUUACACAAUGGGCUGCACAUGAUUGGUUAAUUCUGGAAUUCUACUGUAAUAAUAAUAAUAAUAAUAAUAAUAAUAAUAAUAAUAAUAAUAUCUUUAUUGUCAUUGCCCCCUUUGGGGACAAUGAAAUUACUUGACUGCUCCAUAAAAACACUAAUUAAUCAAUACAGUAUAAUACAGCAAGGGAGAUUAGAUGACUUUCAAAGUCCAGGCUUCCCAUUCAGGGCCGAGAUCGCUCUGGAGAAGAAGCUGUUCUUAAGACGGCUCGUUCUUGUCUUCAUCGUCCUGUAUCUCCGUCCCGACGGCAAGAGCUCGAAGAGACAGUGACCAGGAUGCGAUGGAUCUUUUACUAUGUCCAGUGCCUUCCUAUGGCACCUUGUGGCAUAAAUCUGCUCUAAGGUGGAGAGUGGGCAGCCAACAAUGCUCUCUGCUGCCUUAACAACCCUGCACAACCCCAUCCUGUCCUGGGUAGUACAGCUUCCGUACCACACACAUAAGCCAUAAGUGAGCACGCUCUCAAUGGCACAGUGAUAGAAGGCAAGCAGCAGUUUCUGCGGAAGAUGGUUUUUCCUUAGUAUUCUCAAAAGUACAGUCUCUGCUGCGCCUUCUUCACAAGCCCCCUUGUGUUGACACUCCAGGACAGAUCCUCUUGUAAUUCAAUGCCCAAAAAUCUGAACGUUGUUACCCUCUCCACACAGACCCCAUCAAUCAAAAGUGGCUGGACGUUGCUCUUCUGUCUCCUGAAGUCCACCACAAGCUCCUUUGUCUUCCUUGUAUUUAUGAGCAAGUUGUUAGCUCUGCACCACUCUGUCAGCCGCUCCACCUCAUCUCUAUAAUCCGUUUCACCCUCCCUUUCAGAGAUGAGCCCAAUCACGGUUGUGUCAUCUGCAAAUUUGACAACCCUAUUACUAGGGUGAGUAGCGACACAAUCGUACGUGUAGAGAAUAUAAAGGAGCGGACUGAGUACGCAUCCCUGUGGUGUUCCUAUGUUAGUCUUGAGCAUAUUAGAGGUAUAGGGGCCCAACCGAACCCUCUGGGGGCGGUCUGACAAACGUCCAAUAUCCACCCACAAAGUGAUAACGGAAGCCCCAGAUCUUCCAGUUUAGACAUCAGACGUUGUGGUAGAAUGGUAUUAAAUGCCGAGCUGAAAUCUAAAAAAAGCAGUCUGGCAUAACUCCCCCGCUGCUCCAAAUGUGCAAGGACGGCAUGGAGGGCAAUCGCCACAGCGUCCUCUGUCGAUCUUUUCGUUUUAUAAGCAAAUUGGAAUGUGUCCAGUCCCUCUGGUAGGCAGGCAAUGACAUAAUUUCGUACCAGCUUUUCAAAGCACUUCAUGAUUAUAGGUGUGAGUGCUACUGGACGAAAAUCAUUCAGAUCUUCCGGGUUAGAUUUUUUUGCUAUUGGAACGAUAAUGGAGGACUUUAGGCAGGAUGGAACAAUAGCCUGGGCCAGGGAUCGAUUUAAAAUCCCAGUGAAAACUCCUGCUAGUUGAUCUGCACAGUCUCUCAAUACCCUUCCAGCUACCCCAUCUGGCCCUGUGGCCUUCCUUGGGUUGAUUCCCUUCAACACCUUCCUCAUCUCUUCUUUUUCCACAGAGACUACUGCAUUCCUUUGUACUGAUGAUGGUAAUGGUGGUGAUGAUGGCAAAGCCUUCACAGGGAGUGGUGGUGGUGUUGGUAAAGCCUCAGCAGGUGUUGCUGCAGAUGUUACUUCAAAACGGGCAAAAAGGCAUUCAAAUCCUCUGCGAGGGAUGCCCCUCCCUCGUCUGCCAGGGAGUCCUUAGAUUUAUACCCUGUUAAUUCUUGUACACCUUGCCACACCUGCCUGGUGUUGUUACUUUGUAGAUGAUUCUCCAGCCGCUGUCUAUACGCCUCCUUUGCUACACGGAUACCUCUCUUUAGAUCGGCUCUAGCUAAGCUGUACAGCGACUUAUUUCCACUUCUGAAAGCAGUAUUUCUUGCCUUUAGCAACCCCUGGACCUCCCUUGUCAUCCAGGGCUUCCUGUUUGGGUAGAUCUUUAUCCGGCGCCUCCGUGUUACAUUGUCAGUGCAGAACCUAAUAUAGUCCAACACUUGCUCAGUAUGAGUCUCUACAUCCUGUUGAGCGAAUACCUCCCAAUCGGUGUCAUGAAAACAGUCUUGUAGUUGUUGGGAUGCUUCAGCUGGCCAUAUUGUAAUAUCCCUCUUUAUAGCUGGAAUCCGUUUCCUCAAUGGAAUAUAUUCAGGAGUCAGGAGCAGGGACACAUGAUCAGAUUGGCCUAGAUGUGCCAAUGGUUCGGCCUUAUAGGCCUGUUUGACAUUUGUAUACAGCCUGUCCAGAGUCUUUUCUCCCCUGGUUGCACACUUUAUGUGUUGAUAGAAUUUAGGUAGGACCACUUUCAAAUCUGCCUGGUUGAAAUCCCCGCAUACAAGAAAUGCAGCCUCGGGGUACUUGCCUUGUUGCCUGCUAAUGGCAUCAUGCAGAAGACCCAUUGCCUCAUUGAUGUUCGCAUCAGGUGCAAUGUAUACUAUAGUUAUCAGUACUGCUGUAAAUUCUCGGGGGAUAUAUAUAGGUCUGCAUUUGAGCGUCAUAAAUUCCACAGUUGGAGAGCAAUAGCUAGCUAUCACAGCGUGGUUUGUGCACCAGCUGUUAUUCACGUAUGCACACAAACCUCCCCCCCUUCUUUUACCAGAGUCCUCUGUUCUAUCAUGGCGGAACACUGUAUAGCCUGUUAGCUCUAUGGCUGAGUCAGGAAUAAUUGGUGUCAGCCAAGUUUCUGUAAGCAGCAGAAGACAGCAUUCACUCACAGUUUUCUCCGUUGCUAUCCACAAUUUCCACUCCUCCAGCUUAUUCACCAAAGAUCUCACAUUCGCAUAGAAAAUGCUGGGAAGCGGUAAGUUAUAAUGUUGUGUCUUCAACCUUAAUUGCCUUAAUCGCCUUCCUCCUCUACAGCCUCUCUUCUGUUUACGGUCUCUCCUGUGUCUCUUUACUCCCCAGUUCUUUGAAGUCAAAAAAUCUUCCUUGCAGACGCGGAGACACUCACAAUUUGUGCAGCACUCACUCCGUAGCCGAAUAGAUAACAUGUCCUGCCGACUAUAAACAAGUCUAUUUUGGCAGGACAAAAAAGCCAAAUUCUGAGUUGAGGAGCAGCCAGCCGCAGCAUCUACACGCGCCGCCAUCUUAAGCCAAUCAGGUUGUGGAUUCACUUCUAUCUGGAGCAGGAUUGGGUGGUUCCUGCCAACCAAUCAUACUGCUGCAUUGUUCUAGUCCCAAUCAGACUGCUGCAUUCUGAAUCCUAUUGUUCUAGGACCAAUCAGACUGCUGCCUUUUGGAUCCUAUUGUUCUAGGACCAAUCAGACUGCUGCAGUUUGGAUCCUAUUCAACUCAGUACAUAACACCCCUCCCUCUAAGUUCCAGUCCUGCCCGGGAGGUCGCAUUCAUAGUCCUCAAGGUAUGCCGGCGGCCUACGUGUGCGUUGUGGCCUGGGGUGUUCCCUGGUCCGGGCUCCAGGUUCUGGCUCGUGUACCAAGGAUGCUGGCUGUGAUGGGGCUGUUUGGUCUGGUGCAACCGGCUCGCUCAGUCGUGGUUCUGGUUCCGGUGUCCUUUCGGCCUCACGGGUCCUCUCUGUAUUUACUGAUUCUGCCUCUCCUGCUGGCCCCUCCUGCUCUAUGGGCCUCACUGCCCCGCUGUUCCCUUGGGACUCCUCUGACCUGUCCUCCUCCUGGUUUUCUCCCGGGAAUCAUCGCCGUAUCUGGUCGCAGUGGCGGCGCCAGCAUUGUCCCCCAUCCGUUAGCACCUCGUACGACACGGGGCCAGUGACCCUGGUGACUGUGGCGGGUACCCAUGCUGGGCCUGCCCCAAAAUUCUUUGCGUACACUGGGUCCUGGGCCUCGAAGGUCCGGGGGUUCCUGCCUUCCCACUACCUCAUCCUGAGCUCUAUCGGGGUGAAGGCGGUCCAAUCUGAUUGCAAGGCGCCGACCCAUUAGUAGUUCAGCGGGGCUCCGGCCAGUCGUUGAGCUGGGGGUGCUGUGCUGUGCUAGAAGGAAUGUGGCAAGGCGGUACUCCCAGUCCCCUUGCGUCAUGCGGCGAAGGGUGUCCUUGGUGGUCCGCACCAUGCGUUCUGCUUGGCCAUUGGUGGCAGGGUGGAACGGUGCCGAACGGAUGUGGCGGAUGGCGUUCUGCGCUGUGAAGGUUUGGAAUUCUCCUGACGUAAAUGCAGUCCUGUUGUCUGAGACGAGAGUGUCAGGGAGCCCGUGGGUUGCAAACAGCCUGCGUAGUACCCGGAUGGCUGCGGACGUGGAAGUGGACGGUACCAGUGCGACUUCCAGCCAUUUGGUGUAGGAGUCCACCACUAUGAAGACUGUUUUCCCUGAAAGGGGCCAGCGAAAUCCACAUGCAGGCGUGACCAUGGUGCUCGGGCGGACUCCCAGGACUGGACUGGGGCCCUUGGGGGAUCUGGGCGGGAUUCUUGGCAGGCCUGGCAGUGUUUGACCCAGGCCUCUAUCUCUCCAUCGAUCCCCGGCCACCACACAUAACUCCUGGCAAGGGCCUUCAUUCUUACUACCCCUGGAUGUGUCUCAUGUAGGGCUGUGAGGACCCUUUUGCGGAGGGGCUGGGGAACAACGACUCUGCUUCCCCAUAACAGGCACCCCUUGUGGGCCGACAGUUCAUGUUUGCGGGUUGUGUAGCCGGCGAAUUCUGGCCCGGGGCUACUGCUGGGCCAUCCCCUCCACACCCAGUCCAGGACCCGGGAGAUGACCCUAUCUUUCUUGGAAUGGUGUGCAACUUCUUGUGCCUGAAUGGGGUGGUCGGGAAGCAGCUCCAGGCUCAUAACCUCUUGUGCAGGUGCUGGGUCAGGGCCUGUUUCCGGUAGUGGUAGCCUGCUGAGGGCGUCCGCAUGGCCCAUCGCCUUCCCAGGUCGGUGAAUCAGUGCAUACUGGUAGCUGGCAAGGAAAAUUGACCACCUGAGGACGCGAGGAGACAGCACUUGGGGGGUCUGCUUCGGGGCAAACAAGCCAAGCAACGGCUUGUGGUCAGUCACCACGGUGAAGGGCCGCCCGUACAAGAAAUCAUGGAAUUUUUUACUCCUUUACGAUUGCCAGACCCUCCUUGUCGAUUUGCGAGUAGUUCCGCUCGGUUGUGUUGAGUGUCUGGGAAAAGUACGCCACCGGUACCUCUCUUCCAUCCGGGAGUUGGUGCCCCAGGACAGCUCCAAUGCCAUAGGGUGAGGCGUCGCAUGCUAGCACCACCGGCAGCCUCUCGUCGAAGUGUGCCAAGACCGAGUUUGAGACAAGCAAGUCCUUGACUGCCUGGAAUGCCGCCUCCUGGCGCUGGCCCCACACCCAAGGGGCCCGCUUGUCCAGGAGUCUGUGUAGGGGCUCCGCUACCGCCGCCUUGUGGGGAAGGAAGGAAUGGUAAAAGUUCAAUAGUCCCAAGAAGGCCUGAAGUUCAGUCUUGCGCUUGGGUGCUGGGGCAUCACAAAUGGCCCGUACCUUGUCCCCAGUCAGGUGGACCCCUUCUGCGUCCACCAUAAAUCCCAGAAAGUCCACCUGAGGCACUCCUAGUAGACAUUUUUCCCGCUUCACCUUGAGACCCGCCGUCUGGAAACGGUGCAGAACGGUGCGGAGGCGGUCCUCAAACUCCUCUGGUGUGGGCCCAGCAAUCAACACAUCAUCGAAGAAGGGGUGACGCCAGGAAUCCCUUUAAGGAGAGAGUCCAUUAGAUUCUGGAAUAUGCCUGGUGCCACGCUGACACCGAAUUGCAGCCGCUUUACCCUGAACGCUCCUCUGUGCGUCACAAUCGUCUGUGCCUCUGCUGUGGCCUCAUCUACUGGCAGCUGUUGAUAUGCUUGGGCCAAGUCCAGCUUGCCAAAAUUUUCGACCCAGCCAGGGUGGCAAGGACAUGGCUGACCACUGGCACUGGGUAUGCGUGGGCCGUGAGGGCCUUGUUUAUGGUACAUUUGUAGUCUGCGCAGAUGCGGACCGAACCAUUAGGCUUGACGGGUGUGACGAUUGGGGUUUCCCAGGGGGCAUUAGGCACCGGCUCCAGCACUCCUUGCUCCACGAGUCGGUCCAAUUCCUCGUCUAUACGGGGUUUCAAGGCGAACGGGACCCGGCGGGCCUUGAGCCUGACCGGUCGUACUGCGGGGUCAAGCUGUAGCGCAAUGGGGGCCCGUAUACUGUCCCAAUUUCCCAUCGAAAACCCCUGGAAAUUCCUUGCAUAUGGCGUCCACGUCCACUUGUAAGCUAGUGUGGUUCACCCCGGUGACAGCUAGCCCCAGUGGUCCAAACCAUGCCAAUCCCAGUAAGCUAAUGUAGGGGCCCUUGACCACAAGCAAGUCCAGCUGCCGCGUCCGCCUCGGUAUUGCACCCUGAAGGUCCCCACCCCCAUUGUGGGGACCUUACGCUUCUGGAAGUCCCGGAGGGUGAAUGGGGCCGGCCUGAGUUUGGGACCCCCAGUAGGACACAGUUUCCUUAAGGUCCUUGCCGAGAUUAUGGAUAGAGUUGAACCCGUGUCAAGCUCCAUGCGGCAAGGGGCCCUCUAUCUGUACCUCUACAUAAAUUUUCUCUACGUUGGGGUGGGGCAACUGGUAUACCUGGAAGUCCGUGAGCUCCGUCGAGUUGCCUUGGUGCGUUGGGCCCCGGGACCUGGCGCUCUUGGAUUGGUCAUCUGAUGCCUGGUGUCGGGUGGGCCGAGCCCGACACACCCGGGCGAUGUGUCCCGAUUUUCUGCACUGCCUGCACUCUGCGUUGCGGAAACGGCAGGUCCUCCUCUCGUGACUCUCCCCGCAGCUUGCGCAGUUCCCUCCUUCUCGUCGAGGCAGCUGUGGUCUGUGCGCUGCUUGAGUGCGCUGCUGUACUCGGUGCACCUCCUCCCUGUCGGAUCUUGAGUCGUCGGUGAGGUCUUCGUGGUGGACCCUCGGUUGGGAUGGCAGGCUCGGCCGUGCCUCUUGGGUCGACCUCUCGGCAGCUUCUGUUGCCAGGGCCUCCUCCAGAGCGACCUGGAACGUUAGGUCCUUCUUAGCGUAGAGGCGUCGUUGCAGCUUCUCAUCCUUCAGGCCACCGACGAGGCGGUCACGAAGCAUGUUCUCCAGCUCUGAGAAGUUGCAGAACCGGGCGGCUUGGCGGAGGGAGGUCACAAACCCAGUUAUGGUUUCCCCAGGGGCUUGCCGCUUUGCGUAGAAGGCAUUUCGAUGAGCCACCACUGAGGGCUGCGGCGAAAAGUGCCCCUUCAGCUGUUCCAUUAUUGUUUUGUAUGGAACAGUAGCGACGUCUUCAGGCGCAAGAAGAGCCCGGGCGAUUUCAAACGUCUCCUCUCCGCAGACGCUGAAGAAUAUCGCCCUCUUCUUGGCGUCUUCUUCGUCGGUGACCCCUUUGGCUUCUAGGAGGAAGGUGAAACAGGAGGCGUACUGUCAGAGCUGGCUCCAGGUCCCAGCUCACAGAGGACCAACGCUAGCCGGCAGUAAUGUGCAAAAGUCUUUAUUGAAGUACAGUUUCCAUUUUCAAGCCGGAGCGCCCCAGCUCUACGUCUAGGGGUUAGAUCGGCGAAGCUCCAUGUGAGUCUCCGCCCCCUUGACACCAGUUUAAGAUUCUAGCCUUACUCCACCUCUUACGUCUCUCCUUUCUCCUCUGGGUCCUGCUACCCCCCGGGGUCCCUUCCUUCCUGGAUUCUUCUGACGCUGACCCUCCUGACUCCCCCCCUCUUUUCGGCGGGCUUUGGGACCUGGCUCCCUAUCCGGGCUGCCAACUGCGCCGCCCUCCUGUACAUUUGAACUUGGCGCGCGCGCCCAGCCUUCAACCUUCCUCUCGACCGUUUCCUCGCUCCCCGAUGGAGGCGUGGCCAAUCCUGACUCAUGUCCUCCCACUGGCAGUGCGCCGCCUGAUCCCGAUGCCUGGGACUCCUCCCCCCUACUGCACUCUGGUGUGGACGCUGGUCCUGAUUUCCAACUGCUGCUCUCUGAGUCCCCUCUGGCCCCUUCUUCCUGGGGUGUCCCCUCGGCACCCCCUUGCUCUGACCAAGGGAGCCCCUUUCUGUGAAUCUUCCGAUUCGCUGGAAAGACUCAGAGACCUCGGACCGCUGUCAUCGCUAACAUUUCCUUCGGACUCCUCCCCCUCGCUCUCUAUUUCCUCCCUUUCCUGUGCCUCUGCUCCUGAACCCCUGACACGUACGCUUCCCAGUCUCCAGAUGCUGGGUUGAAUGGCGAGAAGCUGCUGUUGGCUGCCAUUCUGAGUUCCUUGUGUCCCGGAGCUGAAGCCUGGAUACACGGUGCGAGGCAGCGGUGCGGCAGGUGGCGGUGCUGCGGUGCUGUGUGUGGCAGUCAGCUCAGCGGGAUCCCACCUUCGUCGCCAGUGCAAUAUACUCAGAGUCGCAAAGUGAUUUCAUGCUCUUUAUUCAGCUCAUAGUGGUGAGGAGGAAUGAAUGAAUGUCCCCUCACAGUAUCUGCUUUAUAUACAUUAUUUACACAAUGGGCUGCACAUGAUUGGUUAAUUCUGGAAUUCUACUGUAAGCCAAUCAGGUUGUGGAUUCACUUCUAUCUGGAGCAGGAUUGGGUGGUUCCUGCCAACCAAUCAUACUGCUGCAUUGUUCUAGUCCCAAUCAGACUGCUGCAUUCUGAAUCCUAUUGUUCUAGGACCAAUCAGACUGCUGCAGUUUGGAUCCUAUUCAACUCAGUACAUAACACCUUUGCCACGGACCUGUUAAUUUCGGGCUCUUUGUCAGCCAAGAGGUGUCUGAUAUAGGUGUCGUCUGUACUACGAGGUAUUUUCCUCAGAAUCGGUUCGAUCAGCUCUUUUCUUGAGUCUCGAUAUAAUGGGCAGUAUAAGAUGACAUGCCCAAUGGUUUCGAUUUCAUUGCUGUUACAGGGACAUAAUCUUUGUUCGAUCGGUAUUUUAUUGUAUCUUCCCUCUAGAAGAGCUGAAGGGAGAGUGUUAAGCGGGCCCUGGAAAAUGCCCAUCGGUGUUUAGCGUUGUCUAGAACUUUGAGAUAGUUUGCUAGAUGGGGCCUUUGGGAAUUGUAUAGAAGUUUAUAAGUUAUCAGAAGUUGGUUAAAGUCAUUUUGGGUUUCAAUGUCCCUGAGUCUUUCUUUGAUUAUGUUCUUGGCCCUUCCCCUUUCUAAACUUAAUAAAUACUCUGGGAGAGACCAUAUGUGGCCAGUUUUCUGAGAAUGCCCUUCAACCAGCUAGAUUGGAAUUUGUCAAGAAGCAUCAGGGAAAGUAGUCCAACCGGCGAGUUGUUAAGUCUUAGCCAAGUGCAUAAGGUUCUUAUCCAUACUUUGGCUUUAAUGCUGUAUAAGCCCGCUUCCAGUCGUAAGGCGGCGUUUGGGACGCAUUUAGGUGUUUGCAGGAGUGAUCUAAGGAAACCUGAUUGUAUCUUCUCAUAUGGGUCUAGAUUAGAGAGGGAGACGAGUGGUGCGCCGUAUAGGAUUUGUGCUGUUGGUUUUGCAACGAAUAGUUUAAUUGUAGCAGGAAUGAAAUUUCCUCCCGUUGUACGAUGGAAUCUUAGGAUUGCUGUUGUACUUUUUUGUGCUGUAAAGGAGCUGUAGUUUAUGUGGGCAGUCUUCUUCCUUGAUGCUUGGAAUAUCACUCCUAGAUAUUUAAAGCAUGUCACUUGUUCAAUCUCCUGAUUGUCUAAAUUCCAUCUGUAUAUUUUCCUUUUGUUAGAGAAAACCAUGAUUUUUGUUUUUUGGUAGUUCACUGCUAGUUUCUCUUCUCUACAAUAUUGGGAUAAGCUGUUAAGAGCUCUUUUGAGGCCCAUCUGAGUCUGGGACAAUAUAACCGCAUCGUCUGCAUAGAGUAAGAUAGGCAGUUUUUUGUCUGCUAAUUUUGGGGCGUGUGUAUCCGCUCCUUGUAGGUGAUCUAUUAGGGAGUUUAUAUAGAUGUUGAACAAAAGGGGGCCAAAAUGCAUCCUUGUUUAACUCCCUUUGUUGUUCUAAUGAAAUUAGAGAGUUGACCUUCUUGGCUGCAUCUUAUACGAAGUCGUGUGUUGUUGUACAGUUUGUAUAUUAGUAGCAGCAGACGUCGGUCUAUGGAUGAUUUGUUGAGUUUGUCCCAGAGUCGAGUUCUUGGGAUGGAGUCAAAGGCUGCUUUAAAAUCUACAAAUGCUGCGAAUAGGUGGUGAUUGUGAUGCGACGUGUAUUUCUCAGCUAGGUGCUGUAAGAUCAGGCAGUGAUCCAUUGUGGAUGUCCCUUGUCUAAAUCCUGCCUGUGCAUCAUCAAUAAUCUUCGCUCUUUCUAUCCAUUCGCACAGUUUCUCGCUGAGGUGUUUAGCGUAUAAUUUACUUAUUAUAUUCAGGAGGCUUAUAGGUCUAUAGUUGGAGGGAUCGUCCCUCGAGCCUUUUUUGUAAAUGGGAAUAAUGAUGGAAGUCCCCCAGUCUUCUAACAUUCAUUCAUGCAGUAACAGGACAUCAGCUCCCCCCCCCCCCCCUUGUGCCAGGCGCUUGGAGUAGCUUAUCUCUUGGCAGCUAUCUCAGAAGGACACUGCUGUAUUCAGCCAGCUACUCUGACCUGCUACUGCCUGGAGCCAAUUAGGAUUUACAGUCAAGCAACAAAAAACCCAGAAUGCCAAAGGUUACCCACCCUCUUGCCCCAAGUACUAACCUGGAAAGUGACUUUCUUAAAAAAGCAAGUGAAUGCUUUCUGUGAACUUUGUCAAGUUUUUCUUUUUUAGGUGCAAUUUUACUCUGAAAAAGGAGCCGCAGCAUAACAUAGGAAUUUUGAAACUUUGCCAGAAGCCAGGGAACACAGUGCCCCUCCUGCUUAACACUGGCAAAAACUUGGCAGAUGAACUGAAAUUUUGCAACAUGUUUUACAGGCCACAAAAGCUCUGACACUUACUAGUGCACAGAGAAAAAGACUUUUGAAAAAUCUCAGCUGGCAAAACUUAACCCAAGGAACAGAACUGUUAACCCCUUGCGAAGUUUCUUGCCAUGCUAUCCCCUUUGAGUUACUAUGCCUUGUGUGUGAAUGUUAUCUAUCAAUUUGUUCUGCGCAGUCACUGCUGUGUCUGUUUUUCUCUUCUCUUGACAGGUAAACCGGCCAGAGACUGUCCUGUUAUCUACAGCUGUUAAAGUCACUGGCAUCUGUGACACCUGAUCUACACUGCCCACCAGACUGGACCCAGACGCCCAGACAUCGCUCCAGCCUUGUUGGAAGGGACCCAAGAUGCCCAACGCCCACCAGACGACCCGACACCCACCAGACUACAGCCCUGCCUACGUCACUCCGGACGCUGACGUUUGGCACGGCUCCAGGAUCCAGCAUGGAUUGAAAGAGAACAUUUUCACAUUUUCUUUUCUUUCCCUUUGCAUGUUCAGUUUUAUAGAAGGUUGAGGGCCCCUGGAUAGCUUUACAACACCCCUGCAGAGGAGGGUAUUUGUGUGGGAUGUUCAAUCAGGGAAAUGACGCCCCAGCCUGCUUCCACCUGGCAGAGCUCCACCCAGAGCCUCCAGAACUUAACUGAAGCCCCCCUUGCACCACAGCACCGACUUGGUAAUAACCCUGUGCACUGUGCACGAAUGGCACAGAUAAGGCUAGGUUCACUGGAUUACUGGCUGGCUUUGUGUCAAUAAAUCAGAGAGCGCCAGUGACAAUCUGCAAUCGCACCUUCCCAGCCCAAAUCGUUACACCUGAGUCCACGCCAGGAACUUUUUCUGGCUGCAAUGUGGGCUUCAGAAGGGGGGGGGGUAUCUGCACGCAUGCUUCGCCCCCAGAUUAUAGCACUGGCCCAAGUAUACCAGCCUGUACCUUCCUGGGACGAGCAGCCUGUACCUUCCUGGGACGAGCCUUUUUAAGAAAAAAGCUGUCCAAAGAUUAAGAGGGGGGAAUGAAGGAAGGUGAGGACAGGUGACCUCACCUAGGCCCGAAGUCAUGAAGGGGUACAGUUAGGGUUACCCCAGAAAGCCCUAAAAACUGUUUGUGAAUUCCCCCCCCCACAGCCAGGCCUCGGAGUACGCAUUUUAAAAACUACAUUUUCCUCUAAGACAAAAAGCAUGAGCUAAGCAGUCCUCUCUGUAACAAAAACGCUGUAACAAACCCAGAGCUGAGAACAGUAAAGCUUUUCGCUUCCCAGAUCCAAGAUAACCUUGUCCUGGUACAUUGAUUUGCAACAUACUUCCAGGAACAGAGCCAGAGAACGAAAAGCAACAUUUCUAUGUAAGAAUCUGUGAAGGGGGGAGAGGAAAAAAGGGGUUUGAAAAAAGGAUAAAACCUGCUUGUAAAAUGUUUUCGGCAUGGCCUGUCUUUUGUGAACUGAAUCACACAGGUGCCUCUGCCCCCCCCCCCCCAUGGCAGAAUAAAACGCUCUUUCUCUGGAUUAACCCCUUGGUGUCGUUUGGCUCCUUUUGUCUCUGCUCGGGUACAACAAUUAUUCCUACCCAUGGAUUAAAAAGGCUACAGUCACCCGCCACCAAAGCAGGCUCAAAGCUUCUCAAAGCUUUUCAAAAUCAUUUUUCUCAGCAGCAAAGCAUCAGAAACAUUCCGCUCUUCUGUAACAAAGGUAGAGAACAGUCCAUUGUUUCUCAGGCCUUUCUCAUGUCUUCUGGCCUUGCUAAAGAACCACACUGCAACUUGCUUUCUGUCCGGGAACCAUGCCAAAGCCCAAGAAUGAAACAACUGGAACACACUGAAACCCCCUCACCCCCUUUCCUGCCAAGAGUCCACAAUAGUUCCAAGACAGCUUUCUGUACAUGCUCAGGGGAACACAUCAUGGG
Podarcis lilfordi (Lilford's wall lizard) is the source of this 47378-nucleotide messenger RNA. NCBI's taxonomy places the organism in Eukaryota, Metazoa, Chordata, Lepidosauria, Squamata, Lacertidae. The record is from the annotation of a GenBank genome assembly.